Messenger RNA from Drosophila santomea, 64994 nucleotides. RefSeq names its product titin. The transcript is spliced from 39 exons. The record is from RefSeq and is a predicted model, not a curated record. The coding region runs from base 389 to 64261 and encodes 21290 amino acids. NCBI's taxonomy places the organism in Eukaryota, Metazoa, Arthropoda, Insecta, Diptera, Drosophilidae. Gene Ontology annotation, molecular function: protein binding.
CUCGCACCUCAGAAACGAUCGACGUCUUGGUUUCAGUCUCGGGGAUUAUGACUUGAAACAGUUUGAAAAUAGAUAUUUUUUAAAAGAAUAUACAUAUAUCUAUAUCUAAACGCACCACACGGUACAGAUAUAUGUAUACGUUCGCAGCCAUUUCGUUCGCUUAGAGUCCCGCACACACGCAAAUAUAUAUAGAACGUCGAAAGAAUAUCGCAAUUUCGACAAUUUAAAGAAGCGACCAAAGAGAGAUAAAUAUAUAUAGAAGUAUAUCAAGUGAAGAAGCAAAUCAAAGAAAGAGUGAUCGCGAGGUGUUCAAUUCUACAGUGCAGUUCAUUCUGCAACGAUUUGGUUGUCAUUUUAAAUGAUAUAUAGUGAUAUAUAACGCAGCAAAAUGCAACGACAAAAUCCGAACCCGUACCAGCAGCAAAACCAGCAGCACCAGCAGGUGCAGCAGUACUCCACCCAGGAGUAUUCGCACUCCAGCCAGGAGCAGCACCAGGAGCAAAGGAUUAGCCGCACCGAGCAGCACGUCCAGCGCAGCCAAGUCACCACCCAGCGGCAAGUGCAACAACAUCAUGGUGGCAGCAUCGGAGGCGCCUACGUGCCCCCUUCGCUGACACACGUGUACGCCCAGGGCGACAUCUCGCCGCCCGUCUUCGAGCAGAUCUUCAAGAACGCUCGCUUCGCCCAGGGCGGCAAUGCCCUGUUCGAGGGUCGCCUGCGUGGCAACCCGAAGCCAUUCGUGACCUGGACCCGGAAAGGCGCACCCCUUCUCGAGUCGCAGAAGUUCCGGAUGAGCUACAACGAGGCCACCGGUGAUGUGUCCCUGCUGAUCAAUCAGAUCGGACCCGGGGACGAGGGCGAGUACACGUGCACCGCCCGCAAUCAAUAUGGCGAGGCAAUCUGCAGCGUCUACAUCCAGCCGGAGGGAGCACCGAUGCCCGCCCUGCAGCCCAUCCAGAAUCUGGAGAAGAACAUCUACUCGAACGGAUAUUCGUAUACCUCCAUUGAGGAGGAGUUCCGUGUGGACACGUUCGAGUACAGGCUGCUCCGUGAGGUUUCCUUCCGUGAAGCCAUCACCCGUCGAUCUGGCUACGAGCAGGACUCCCAACUCUCCCAGGAGCUGGACCGCAACCAGGGUCCUGCACAGGCGCCACAAAUCUCGCAGAAGCCGCGUAGCUCCAAGCUGAUCGAGGGAUCCGAUGCCGUGUUUACCGCACGCGUAGGCUCCAACCCCAAGCCCCGGCUCACCUGGUUCCAUAAUGGUCAGCGUUUGGUGGCCUCGCAGAAGUACGAGAUCUCUUAUUCGAGUGGCGUGGCUACGCUACGCGUGAAGAACGCCACGGCUCGCGAUGGCGGCCAUUACACGCUGCUUGCCGAGAAUCUGCAGGGCUGCGUGGUUUCAUCCGCCGUGUUGGCCGUGGAACCGGCCGCGGAAACCGCCUACGAACCAAAGCAGGUGGACGUGGUUGCCGAGCAAUUGGAAGCCGGCAAAGCGUUGCCGCCAGCCUUUGUAAAGGCUUUCGGAGAUCGCGAGAUCACCGAGGGUCGCAUGACCAGGUUCGAUUGUCGCCUUACUGGCAAUCCCUACCCCGAGGUCUUUUGGCUUAUCAACGGCCGGCAAGUGCGCGACGAUGCCUCGCACAAGAUUCUAGUCAACGAAUCUGGCAGCCACUCGCUGAUGAUCACCAAUGUGACCCGAUUGGAUGCCGGAGCUGUCCAAUGUCUGGCCCGCAAUAAGGCUGGUGAAGUUGCCAUCGAGGCACAGUUAAACGUGUUGGAAAAGGAACAGGUUGUCGCACCACAAUUUGUCCAGCGUUUCAGCACCAUGACUGUGCGCGAAGGUGAGCCCAUCACCAUGAGUGCCAAUGCCAUUGGAACUCCGCAGCCACGUAUCACCUGGCAGAAGGACGGCGUCCAGAUCUCGUCCACCGCCGAGCGCUUUGUGGGCAUCGACGGAGGAGCCACCUGCCUGGAGAUUCCACGCGUCACUGCCAACGACGCUGGAUGGUACCAGUGCACCGCCCAGAACAUCGCUGGAUCCACGGCCAAUAGGGCCAGGCUGUAUGUCGAGGUUCCUAGGGAACAACCAAGUUACGAGCAGCGUCGUCUCAAUCUCCCGAGACCAACGAAAGUCAUCGAGCCAGAACCCAUUCCUGGCCCUGAAAUCAUCUACCUUCGCCAUGUGGAGCGUGCCAAGCCCCAUCUGCGCCCUGGUGAGGAGGAUCGCGUCUAUCCGCCGCCGCAGUUCAUCAUCCCGCUGCAGAAUGUGCAGCAGACCGAAGGUGGCCGUGUUCACAUGGAGGCCCGCAUCGAACCAGUUGGCGAUCCCACCAUGGUCGUCGAGUGGUACCUCAAUGGGCGUCCGCUCGCAGCCAGUGCCCGCGCUACAUCCGUUUUCAAGUUCGGCUUUAUCGCUCUGGACCUUCUGAGCAUUAUGGGCCACGACUCCGGCGAAUACAUGUGCCGCGUGAGCAACGCUAGCGGAGUGGCUGAAUCCCGCGCUAUUCUGUCCGUGGUGCAGCGCCCAUCCAUUGAGCAAUCUUCGCAGAACCCCAACAGUCUGCAGUACAUCAACCAGUUGGAGGACUACUCGCGCUACCAGCGCACAGAGAGCAUCGAUGAGCAGCUCAACCAGGCGCCCCAGUUCAUCCGCCCGCUCCGCGAUCUUGGUGAAUUUGAGGAGGGCAAGAACGUGCACUUUGAGGCUCAGGUUACACCUGUGAACGAUCCCUCCAUGAGAGUGGAAUGGUACAAGGACGGACUACCCAUCACGGCUAGCUCCCGCAUCACUGCCAUCUUCAACUUCGGCUAUGUCUCCCUAAACAUCUUGCACCUGAGAGCCGAAGAUGCUGGCACGUACACUGUGCGGGCAGUGAAUCGGAUUGGAGAAGCCAUCAGUCAGUCCUCUAUUCGUGUCCACUCACGUUCGCAAGUCACUGCUGAUCUGGGUAUACCCGAACAGCAGCGUUACAUUGAAAAGGUGGAGGAACUGGAGGAUUACCGAAAGUCCCAGCAGCGUCGUCAUGUCCAAGAGGCUGCCGAGGCUAUUGCCCCGCCCCAAUUCAAGACACCGAUCCAGAACCAGUUGGACCUGCGCGAGCACGCGCAUGCGCACUUCGAGGCAAGACUUGAACCCAUUGGAGAUUCAACCAUGCGGGUCGAGUGGCUGAAGGAUGGUCAGCCUCUGGAAGCCAGUUCCAGGAUCACCACCUACCAUAACUUCGGCUACGUGGCGCUGACCAUUAAGCAGCUGACCAUCUAUGAUGCCGGUACCUACACCUGCCGUGCCUACAAUGCCAUGGGUCAGGAUACCACCGUGGCCCAGCUUACGGUUAUCUCCAAGAACGAAAUCGUUUCGGAGUCACAGCACCCAGGUGGUCUGCAGAAGAUCCAGCAUCUCGAGGACUCGUCGCGCUACGGACGCCGCGAGGAGGAGGAGACCUACAUCACCCAGGCUCCCCGUUUCCUCGGCCCUCUUAAGGGAACCACCAAAAUCCUUGAGGGCCAGCGCGCUCACUUUGAGGCCCGUGUUGAGCCCCAGAGCGAUUUGGGACUGGUGAUCGAGUGGUACCACAACGGUCGCUCCAUCACCGCCGCAAAUCGCAUCCAGACGUACUACGAUUUCGGUUAUGUCGCCCUGGAUAUUUCCCAGGUGCGCGCUGAAGAUGCUGGCGUGUACCUCGUGGUGGCUAGGAACAAGCUAGGUGAAGCUCAGCAGCAAGCAACGAUGAUAGUGGAAACUCGUUCCAGUAUCGACACAUCUAGCAUGCACCGCGGCCUGUACGAGAAGACUCAAAACCUGGAAAACAAGCCGUUCGUGGAGCCUCAAUAUGACAUCGAAGAGAUCUCCAAGUCGAAGCCAGUGUUUGUUACCCCACUGAGUGAUCCAAAGCCCAUUCACGAUGGCAAGAACAUCCAUCUGGAAUGCCGUCUUGAGCCAAUGGGUGAUCCCACCAUGCGCGUCGAGUGGUUCCACAACGGUCGCCCCGUUACUGUGGGUUCUCGAUUCCGGACUUACUAUGACUUUGGUUUCGUGGCUUUGGAUAUUAUCAAGGCCACGGCCGCCGACUCUGGAGAAUAUACUGUGAGGGCCACCAACCACUUGGGUACGGCUCACACUUCAGCCUGCGUGCGUGUGAUCGACCACACGGACGUUGUGACCGAGACUCAGAACGAGCAAUCGCUGGAGCAGAUCCAAUUGCUCGAGGACUCAAGGCGCCGCCAUCACCAGGAGGAGGAUAUCACCAUCAUGCAAGCGCCCCAGUUUACCAGGGGCCUGCACAACAUUGAGACUAUUGAGGGUACCAACGUGCACUUGGAGUGCCGCCUGCAGCCCGUGGGAGAUCCCAGUAUGCGUAUCGAAUGGUUCGUAAAUGGAAAGCCUGUUAAGACAGGCCAUCGUUUCCGCCCCGCCUACGAAUUCGAUUACGUGGCUUUGGACCUGCUUGGCUGCUACGCCAUCGACUCGGGUGUUUAUACGUGCCAGGCCAGAAACCAAUUGGGUGAAGCCGUAACCUCGUGUUCCGUGCGAAUUAUCGCUAAGAAUGAUUUGAUUUUGGAGACCCAAAACGAGUCGGGUCUUCAGAAGAUCCAAUACUUGGAGGACUCGACACGUCAUCGUCGCAGCGAGUUCGUCGACGAGGUUGUGAACAUUCGUCCGCGGUUCCUCACCCACCCUAAAAGCUUGACCAACACCCGCGAGGGUGGUCACGCUCACUUUGAGUGCAAGAUCGAGCCGGUGACUGAUCCGAACCUGAAGGUGGAGUGGUUUAAGAACGGGCGUCCCAUCACCGUGGGCCACCGCUUCCGUCCCAUUCAUGACUUCGGUUACGUGGCCUUGGACAUUGUUCAUUUGAUAGCUGAGGACUCGGGUAUCUACACUUGCAGGGCCGUUAACCUGAUUGGCUCUGACGAAACCCAAGUGGAGCUGCAGUGCCGCAGUGGUGAGCAGAUUGUUACUGUCACCCAGAACGAGGCUGGGCUUGAGCAGAUCCACUACUUGGAGGAUCGCUCGCGCUACUCCCGACGUGAGGAAAUCGAUGAAAGCACCAAACAGGCUCCGGUGUUCACUACAUCACUGAAGAAUGUUGAGAUCAAGGAGAACCAGAGGGCCCACUUCGAAUGCCGUCUGAUUCCCGUUUCUGAUCCGUCAAUGCGCGUGGAAUGGUACCAUAACAAUCUUCCACUUAAGUCUGGUUCUCGUUUUACUGAGACCAAUAACUUCGGCUUUGUGGCCUUGGAUAUAAUGUCCACUCUGCCCGAAGAUGCCGGCACUUAUACCUGCCGUGCCUACAACGCUGUCGGUGAGGCUAUCACCUCUGCUGUAGCUGUUGUGCACACCAAGAAGUCCAUCUACCUGGAGUCCCAGCACGAAACCGCUCUGCCACGUCUGCAGCAUUUGGAGGAUGGCUCCAAGCGUCAGCGCAUCAGCGUCCAGGACGAAUUCGUGUCCCAGGCCCCCGUCUUUACCAUGCCGGUAAGGGAUGUCCGUGUGGCUGAAAACCAGGCGGUGCACUUUGAGGCACGCUUGAUUCCAGUGGGAGAUCCGAAAUUGAAGGUUGAGUGGCUGCGAAACGGUCAACCUAUUGAAGCCUCCAACCGCACUACCACCAUGCAUGAUUUUGGUUAUGUGGCGCUCAACAUGAAGUAUGUGAAUCCCGAAGACUCUGGAACCUACACCUGUCGGGCUGUCAACGACCUCGGCCAGGCGGUUACCUCUGCCUCGCUCAUUGUGCAAUCCAAGACUUCCAUUCAACUGGAGACCCAGCACGAGGCCGCUAUGCACAAGAUCCAUCAGCUGGAGGAUCACAGCAGGUACCAACGCAGGGAGGAGGAGGAGUACACGGUCACCACCGCCCCCGUAUUUGUCACCAAGCUGAUUGGACCCAGCAACCUGGUCGAGGGUCAAAGUGCCCACUACGAGUGCCGCAUCGAACCCUACCCAGAUCCCAACCUCAAGGUGGAGUGGUUCCACAAUGGAAAACCACUGAGCACUGGCCAUCGCUUCCGCACCACGUACGACUUUGGAUUUGCCGCCUUAGACAUCCUUACUGUCUAUGCUGAGGACAGCGGCGAGUACACUUGCCGAGUGACCAACAACCUGGGUGAAGCCAUCAACUCGAUUGUGCUUAACGUAACCUCACGCUCGUCCAUUAUUCAUGAGACUCAGCACGAGGAGGCCCUGACCAAGAUCCAGCAUCUGGAAGAUACUUCGCGAUUCCAGAGGAAAACCGACGAGGAGCAGUUCCAUGCCGAACGUCCGCAGUUCGGUCGCCCUCUGCGUAAUGCCAAGGUCAACGAGGGAACUCCCGUCCACCUGGAGGCCACCUUAAUUCCUGUGAAUGAUCCCACCAUGAAGGUGGAGUGGUACUGCAACGGAAGGCCCAUCCAGACUGGUCACCGCUUCAAGACCACCUACGAUUUUGGCUUCGUGGCGUUAGAUAUUCUGUAUGCCCAUGCCGAAGACACCGGCACCUACAUGUGCAAGGCCAAGAACGCUAUUGGAGAAGCUGUCACGACUUGUGCUGUAAACGUAACAGCAAACAAGACACUCGAUCUGGACACAUUAGAUGCUCAGCGUUUGGAGAAGAUUCGCCAACUGGAAACAUAUGCGCCUCCUCCUAAACCCGUCGUGGAGGAGAAGGGCCAGAAGCCCAUUUUCCUAACACCGCUAAGCAACCUAGAACACUUGAAGGAAGGCGAGCACGCCCAUUUGGAGUGCCGAGUGGAACCGAUCAACGACCCUAACCUGAAGAUUGAAUGGUUCUGCAAUGGCAAGCAGCUGCCUACUGGUCAUCGUUACCGCACAACCCACGACUUCGGUUACGUCGCUUUGGACAUUCUUUACGUCUAUGGCGAGGACACCGGCACCUACAUCUGUAAGGCCACCAAUCAGCUGGGUGAGGCGGUAAACACCUGCAAUGUGCGUGUACUGAACCGCCGCAGCAUGAUUCUGGAUACCCAGCAUCCCGAUGCUCUGGAAAAGAUUCAAAAGCUCGAGUCGAAGGUGCCGAAUGCCCGUACCGAGGUUGGAGACGCUCCGAUCAGUCCACCUCAUUUCACCGCCGAACUUCGCGGUUCCACCGAGAUCUAUGAGGGUCAGACCGCUCAUUUUGAGGCCCAGGUCGCUCCAGUCCACGAUCCUAACUUGCGCAUUGAGUUCUAUCACAAUGGAAAGCCUCUGCCGUCCGCUUCUCGUUUCCACAUCACCUUCGAUUUUGGAUACGUGUCUUUGGAUAUUACUCAUGCUGUGGCCGAGGACGCCGGAGAAUAUUCCGUCCGUGCUGUUAACGCUUUGGGCCAGGCUGUGUCCUCCACAAAUCUGCGCGUUAUUCCGCGUGGUACCAUCAUUUCGGACACCCAACAUCCCGAGGGACUGGAGAAGAUCCGCAAGCUGGAAUCGACUGCGCCACAUCAGCGCCAGGAGCCUGAGACCCCUGGCACUCGCCAGCGCCCAGUGUUCACUCAACCUCUUCAGAACAUCGACAGAAUCAAUGAACACCAGACGGCUCACUUCGAGGCACGCUUGAUCCCAGUGGGAGAUCCCAACCUGAAGGUGGAGUGGUACCGCAACGAAAAGAUCAUUGAAGAUAGCUCCCGUAUCACCAAGCAGCACGAUUUCGGUUUUGUGUCGCUCGAUAUCUCGCAUAUUCGCAAGGAGGAUGAGGGCGUGUACAUGUGCCGCGCCGUCAAUCCUCUGGGUGAGGCCGUAACCACCGCCUCCAUGCGUGUGGUAUCCGAGGCCAGCAUCCAAAUGGAUACUCAGCAUCCGGACAGUAUCAGUCGUAUCCAUCAACUGGAGAAACCACUUGCACCACGCCCCACCGAACCAGAGCGCCUGUUUGAGAAGCCCAUCUUCACUCAACUGCUCACUGGACCAUCGGAGCUGUGGGAGGGUGCUCAUGCACACUUCGAAGCGCGAGUUGUGCCUGUGGGAGAUCCUUCGCUGAAGUUUGAGUGGUUCAUCAAUGGCGUGGAGCUUCAAAUGGGCUCUCGCCUGCGCACCACGCACGACUUUGGUUUUGUCACCUUGGACAUUACUGCAGUGGUGCCAGAGGAUGCCGGUGUCUACAUGUGCCGUGCUUAUAACGCCGCUGGUGAGGCUGUGUCUUCUACAGCCAUGAAGGUUAAGACCAAGUCCAAUAUUGAUGGUCAGCCUUUGAUCCCGGAGUCUUGGGAGGCGAUUCGCCUUAAGGAGGCUGCCAUGAAUCGUGUACCAGAGAUGUUCGUUGACUCGACACCCCAACAGGCUCCGGUCUUCACAACUCAUCUGCAGAGCUACGACAAGCUGCACGAGGGUCAGCACGUCCUCUUGGAAGCUCAAGUGGAACCACGCGCGGAUCCCAACCUCCGCAUUGAAUGGUUUAAGAAUGGCAUUUCUCUAACCACUGGCUCCCGAAUUCGCAGUACUUUUGACUUUGGACUGGUUACACUGUCCGUCAAUGGAUUGCGUGCUGAUGACUCUGCUAUUUACACCUGCAAGGCCACCAACCAAGUUGGCGAAGCUGUGUCGACCUCGUCUCUUAAGAUCGAAGAUCGCCACUGGCUUCAGGCCGAGUCUUUGCAUCCAGAUUCGUUGCCUCGCAUUGGAGAGCUUGAGGCGCCCAAGGAGGGACGGCCAGAGGCACCAGAGCCAACAUACGAGACUCCUGUGUUUAUUACUCAUCUUAACAACAUUGAGUGCAAGGAGAGCGACAAUGUGCGCUUCGAGUGCAACGUGGAGCCGGCUCGUGAUCCAACCAUGUCCAUCGAGUGGUUCUACAAUGGACAACCGCUGCAGGCCGCUGCCAAAUUUAAGUCCAUCUACGACUUUGGCUACUGCGCUUUGGAUCUGACCAACUCUUAUGCUGAGAACAGCGGUAUCUACACCUGCAAGGCUACCAACAGCAAGGGAUCUGCCACCACCUCUGGCACUCUUAAGUGCACUGGUGGCAAGACCAUGUUCCUAGACACCCAGCAUCCGCAGGGAGAGGCUGGUCUCGAGGCUGUUCAGGAAACCGAGGAGGAGCUGGCCAAUCGCUACACCAGCAAAACGACAAAGCCCGAGACACAGUAUCCACCACCAGUUUGGACAAAGCCACUGCAGGCCGAGUUCCAUUUGUCGGAGGCUCAACCCAUCCAUUUGGAGGCCAACGUGGAGCCCAAGGAGGAUCCCAACCUGUUCAUCGAGUGGUACUUUAACGGCAAAAUGCUAAACCAUGGUUCUCGUUUCAAGAUGACCAGUGAAUUUGGAUUUGUUACCAUGGAUAUGAUCGAGGUUUAUGCGCGCGAUCAGGGUAUCUACACUUGCAAAGCGUAUAACAAGGCUGGAGAGGCCUUUACCUCUACCACCAUCUUCUGUUCAAGCAAGGAGAACAUCAUCGAAUCAACUCAGCACCCCAAGGGAGCCGAAGGCCUUGAGCAAAUCCAGGACCUUGAGGACUCCCUCCGCAAGGACGGCUCUAAGCCAGAACAGCCGGAUCUCGGCAUCCCACCACGCUUCACCACUGAAUUCGUUAAUAUUGCAGACAUUGGGGAGGGUGAAUUGGCGCACUUCGAGGCCAAUCUCAUCCCUGUGGGCGACCAGAGCAUGGUCAUAGAAUGGUUCUACAACGGCAAGGUUCUGGAAGCCAGCCAUCGCGUGCGUACCAUCUACGCUUUUGGCACGGUUGCCCUAGAGGUUCUGGGCACCAAGAUCGAGGACACCGGCACCUACACUUGCCGCGCGACCAACAAGCAUGGAACUGCUGAGAUAAGCUGCAGCCUGGAGUGCGUGGACAAACCGAGGGGCCAAAAGCCGCGCUUCACGUCCCACAUCCAGCCGCUGGAGGGCCUGAAGGACGGACAGUCCGCUCACUUCGAGUGCACUCUGAUCCCAGUCAACGAUCCGGAGCUGAAGGUGGAGUGGUAUCACAAUGGCAAGCUGAUGCGUCACUCCAACCGCAUCAAGACGGUGUCCGAUUUUGGAUACGUCGUAUUGGAUAUUUCCUAUCUGCAGGAUCAUGACAGUGGAGAGUACGUGUGCAGAGCCUGGAACAAGUAUGGUGAGGACUUUACCCGAACCACCCUCAAUUGUGGAGGCCGUGGCGGAGUGUUCUAUGAUAGCUUGCAGCCGGAUUCACUGCAGAGGAUCAGGGAACUCGAGUGCCCACAAGGACAACAGGCAGAUACUUCCGCUCCUCUGGUCGCUGAACCACCCAAGUUCAUCACCCAAAUCGUGGAUGUCACCAAGCUGGUGGAGGGACAAUCCGCUCAUUUCGAGGCACGUUUGACUCCAAUCACAGAUCCUGAUUUGGUGGUGGAAUGGUACUUUAACGGAAAGAAACUACCCCAUGGUCACCGCUUCCGCACCUUCCACGACUUCGGCAUUGUUAUCCUGGACAUUCUGUACUGCUACGAAGAGAACUCUGGUGUAUACGAGGCUAGGGCCUAUAACAAGUAUGGAGAGGACGUUACGAGGGCUUCGCUCAAGUGCGCCUCGAAGGCAAGCCUCAUUUUGGACUCCCAGCUGCCGCGAGGAAUGGAAGGCGGUUUGGAGAAGAUCGCCAACCUGGAGUACAGCAUGGUCCGCACUCGCGAAGAGACCACCGAAGAGACCAAGGGCAAGGCUCCCGUCUUUACUGUACCGCUGGAAAACAUCGAAAACCUGCGCGAAGGUGAAAAUGCCCACUUUGAGGCUAGGAUUACCCCGGCCGAUGACCCCAAACUGAAGGUCGAGUGGUACUGGAACGGACGUCCAUUGAAGGCCGGUUCUCGUUUCCGUACUUUCUGCGACUUUGGCUUUGUCAUUCUGGAGAUUUCUCCCGUGUAUCCCGAGGACUCCGGCGAGUACUCUUGCCGCGCAAUCAACGAGUAUGGUGAGGCGGUGACCACUGCCACCAUGAAGAUCCAGGGUAAGCGCAGCAUCAUCAUGGAAUCUCAGCUGCCCAAGGGCAUGGAGGGAACUAUCGAUCGCAUCGCCGAACUGGAGGGCUUGGGCUCCCGCAGCACAGAGUUUGUACCGGAUGAUGAUACUGGCAAGCCACCAGAGUUUAUCACCUCUCCCUUCGAUAUGGUUAUCGGCGAGAACGCCCUGGCUCACUUCGAAUGCCGUCUCCAGCCGAUCAAUGACCCAUCGAUGCGAGUGGAUUGGUUCCACAAUGGCAAGGCCUUGUGGGCUGGAUCCCGUAUCAAGACCAUCAAUGAUUUUGGCUUCGUAAUCCUCGAAAUCGCUGGUUGCUAUCAACGCGAUUCGGGAUUGUACACUUGCAAGGCCACAAACAAGCAUGGUGAGGCCACGGUCUCUUGCAAAUUACAGGUCAAGGGUCGCCAGGGCAUCGUUAUGGAGCCCCAGUUGCCCUCUAACUUCCGCACCGGCACUGAGAGUCUGCAGAAACUGGAGGAGACCAUGCAUAAGCGCGAGGAGCUUGUGACUGAAGAUGAGCAGCCUAACCCACCUAAAUUCACCGAGGACAUUAAGGACAAUUUGGAUGUUCCCGAGGGUGGACCAAUCCACUUUGACUGCCGCGUGGAGCCUGUCGGCGAUCCAACCAUGCGCAUUGAGUGGUUCUACAAUGGUCAUGUUAUGGCUACCGGAUCUAGGGUCCAUCAGCUCAACGACUUUGGCUUUAUUGCUUUAGAUGUGGACUACAUCUAUGCUAGGGAUUCAGGCGAGUAUACUUGUCGCGCAACCAACAAGUGGGGCACUGCCACCACCAGCGCAAAGGUCACUUGCAAGGGAAAGCACAAUAUUGUGUACGAGUCGCAGUUGCCAGAGGGCAUGACCUCCGAAAAGUUAAAGGAGCUGGAGCGAGGACGCAUCCCAGAAGCGCCCAAGGUGGUUGAGGAGCAGUUUGGACCACCAAAGUUCACCACACAGAUCACUUCUGUGAAUGUCGAUGAAGCCGAAGCCGUGCGAUUUGAGUGCCAGGUGGAACCCAAGACGGAUCCCAGCCUGCGCGUGGAAUGGUACCGAAAUGGCAAGCCAUUGCCUUCCGGACACCGGUAUAGAAAUAUCUUUGACAUGGGCUUUGUUUCCCUGGAUAUUCUGUACGUCUAUGGAGAGGACUCUGGAGAGUACGUGUGCCGUGCAAUUAACAACCAUGGCGAGGAUCGCACCAGAGCCACAGUGUCCUGCAAGAAACUUCCUACCAUCUUACUCCAGAACCAAGUGCCUCGUGGCAUGAAGCGUUCAGAUGCUCUCACCCAAAUGGAAGCUACCAUCAAGAAAUAUACAUCCGAAGUCCAUUUGACAGAGGAUGAUCUAUUCGAUCCCGAUCGCAAGCAACCUCCUCGCUUUGUCACGCAGAUUAAGGAGCAGCUUACUCUUACCGAGAUGGCAGUCACCAAAUUCGAAUGCCAGUUGGCUCCAGUGGGAGAUCCCAACAUGAAGGUUGAGUGGUUCUUCAAUGGCAAGCCAUUGCUGCACAAGAAUCGCUUCCAGCCCAUUUACGAUUUUGGUUAUGUGGCAAUGAACUUUGGCUGGGUUUAUCCCGAAGACAGUGGAGAGUACGUAUGCCGUGCCACCAACUUGUAUGGCAAGGACGAGACCCGUGCCUUCAUAAAAGUUUCUGGAAAGCCAGGAAUUGUCUACGAUUCCCAGCUGCCCGCUCACAUGCAGAGCAUUGACCGCAUCCGCGAAAUGGAAGCCUCAUGGCAGGUGGUGCCCGAUGAGGUUGAUCCCGAUGCCAAGCCCAGAACCAAGCCAGUCUUUGUGAGCAAACUGGAGCCCCAGACUGUGGAGGAGGGUGAUCCAGCUAGAUUCUGUGUUCGUGUCACUGGCCACCCACGUCCGAGGGUUAUGUGGCUGAUCAACGGCCACACUGUUGUCCAUGGCUCUCGUUACAAGCUGACCAACGAUGGUAUGUUCCAUCUGGAUGUCCCGAAGACACGUCAAUACGAUACUGGCAAGGUAGAGGUGAUUGCUCGCAACUCUGUGGGCGAAUCGAUUGCUACCACUGAACUCAAGGUUGUUGCACGAUCGGACGAUUAUCGUAACGUGCUGAAGAAUUCGCCACGUCCCUGGUACGAUUACGAACUAGCUGCCUAUCAGAAGGAGCGCCAGGAAAACGAGUUGGAAAAGGUAUUCGAUGAGCGUAAGCAGGUCCUUUCCGAACAGAGCACACACACCUUGAAGGGCGUGGAGCACCUGAAGCCCAAGCAAUACAAGCCAACCACUCCAGACUGGCAGCAAAAUGUCAAGGCCAAGAAGAGCGAGGAUUACUACAACAAGCUGCAGACUCUGGAAACUGAGCAGCUGCUGAAGGAGACCAACCUGCGAAGGGAUACCCAUCAGUACGCCAUUCCCGGAGAGAAGGUCGUGAGCAGUUCCCAGGCCAAGGGAAUGGCUCAGUCUUAUGAAGAAAAUCUUCAAGAGAAAACCAGCACUACUCAAGUGCAGGCUGCGCCACCCAAGGGUACUGCCCAACCAUCCGAAUCAUCCGUCCAUGGUCGCGAGGUUCAUAUGAACAAGCAGCAGCAAGUGCAGAAGGAGAUCCAGGGUGACCUUGAGAUUACCCGCAAGAUAACCGCCACCGAAACAACCGAGGUUGAGCAUAAGGGAACCAUUCAGGAGCGUGUCGUUCAGGGACCCGUGAAACCGUCCAAGGCUCCGGUCUUCACCAAGAAGAUCCAGCCGUGCCGCGUCUUUGAGAACGAGCAGGCCAAAUUUGAAGUGGAAUUCGACGGAGAGCCCAAUCCAACAGUUAAAUGGUACCGUGAGAGUUUCCCCAUUCAGAACUCUCCGGAUCUGCAGAUCCACACCUUUAGCGGCAAGUCGAUUCUGAUUAUCCGCCAGGUGUUCGUCGAGGACUCUGCGGUCUUCUCGUGUGUUGCCGAAAACCGUGGAGGCACUGCAAAGUGCAGUGCCAAUCUUGUGGUCGAGGAACGUCGUCGCGCCGGAAAGGGUGGCAUUCAGCCGCCUAGCUUUGUGACCACCAUUCAGAGCACCACCGUGGCCACCGGUCAGUUGGCUCGCUUCGAUGCCAAGGUUACGGGCACUCGCCCACUGGAUGUUUACUGGCUUAAGAACGGCAUGAAGAUUCAGCCUAGCAUCAAAUUCAAGAUGCUGGAGGAGGACAGUGUUCACACUCUGCUUAUUAUCGAACCGUUCGCCGAGGAUUCCGGUCGCUAUGAGUGUGUGGCCGUCAAUGCCGCUGGAGAGGCCCGCUGCGAUGGUGACUGCAUUGUCCAGUCGCCCAGCAAACCGGAGAAACCAACAACUCCGGGCAGCGAGAAGGCACCACACAUUGUGGAGCAGCUAAAGAGCCAGUCCGUGGAGGAGGGAAGCAAGGUUAUCUUCCGCUGUCGAGUGGAUGGCAAGCCCACUCCCACCGCCCGCUGGAUGCGUGGCGAGAACUUUGUGAAACCAUCACGCUACUUCCAGAUGAGCCGGCAAGGCGAGUACUACCAGCUGGUCAUCUCGGAGGCCUUCCCCGAGGACGAGGGCACCUACAAGUGUGUGGCUGAGAACAAGUUGGGCAGCAUUCAGACCAGCGCCCAGCUUAAGGUUCGCCCAAUCGAGAACCUAGACGCCCCGCCGACUAUCACAGCCCUUAAGGAUGUCUCCGUCACCGAGGGCAUGCCCGCUCAGUUCAAGACAACGGUGACCGGCAAAGUGAAAGCCACCAGUGUCCAAUGGUUCCGCGAGGGGCAGCUGAUUCCCGAAACCCCGGAUUUCCAGAUGAUCUUCGAUGGCAACAGCGCUGUACUCCUGAUUGGCACCACCUACGAGGAGGAUUCGGGCAUCUUUACUGUGCGCGUAACCUCGUCCACCGGCCAGGUCGAAUCCUCAGCCAAACUGACUGUUAAAAAACGACGCAUCUCGGCCUUUCAAUUGCGAACGAUUGAUUCCGCCGAGGAUGAGUCCUCUUCCUCUGGCCGGGAGGACAGUGCCCCCGAGUCGCCACACGCUUUCCAACCUGGCCAGCAACCCGGCCAGCAGUUUGGUCAAUUCCUGGGCGUCAACGGGCAGGGCCAGCAUCAGGGAAGGUCGCGGCAGAAGAAACCCAAGGUACGCAGCAAGUCCCUGCAGCCGGCUACAAAGGUGAUACCAUGGCGCAAGUCGUCGCGUCCCACUCGAGGACGUUCCCUGGACAAGGGUGUCUUCUUGCCAGGCUUCAAGCCUGAGCCUGUUAAGUCUUGGACUGAGGAGACUAUUAGCCUAAAGGCUACGCCGAUUGAAAAGAAGAAGCCCGCACCAAAGCUAGAGGCAGCUAAGGUUGUACUGAAGUCCAUCAAGACCGAACGUGAUCAGGGCAUCAUGAGUCUCGGCGCUACCCUGGAGCAGAUCAUUGCUGGAAAAACCGCAAAGGAAGCGAUUCCUUGGAUCACUAUGCGUGAAAAACUUAAGGCAGUCGAGAGUGUUCAGCAAGAGCUUAACAAAUUCGAUCUAGAUGAGGUCUAUCUGCAACCCCUUCAAGGCCAAAUUGAAACAGAUGGGCAGCUGCCACAGCAGGCUCAGGUGGAACAGGUGCAGCGCACCAAGGAAAUCCAGCGCCUGAAGAGCAUGGAAAGCCUUGAGAUUAUGGAGAUGACUGACCAGAUCGAUAAGCUUAUUACCCAGCAGCAAAACGCUAAAGAUCUCAUUCCCUGGAAGGAGAUGCGCCAGCAGCUCAAGAGUGUCCAACGGGUUACCAAGCAGAUUGACAAGUUCAAGAUUGAGGAAGUCGAGCUCCGUCACCUACAGGCUCAACAAGCCAUUACGGAGGAGUAUCAAACAGGAACAGCCGAGGAGACUGUCGUCAUGAUUGAUGAGAGCUCCAAGAGCUCGAUCUCUAAAGUAAUGCGUCGCGAUGAACUGCAGCAGUAUGAAGACCAGUCAAAUAUCUACAAGCAGCAGUUUAUCACCACUGAGGAUGUAAACAUUAUGCAUGUUUCGGAGCGCGAGAAGCUGGAAGCCCAGAGGUUGAUACGCGAACAGCAGGCUGUAAAUUGGCGCCAACAGCAACAGCGCCCUCAGUUGCAGCCCCUGACUUCAGUUGAGGAUACAGUAAUCUCUCAGACUUCCGAGAGACAAAAGUUGGUGCAACAGCAGAGCAUCAUCGAGGAGGCUCAGCGUCAGCAGUUUGUGCAGGUUGAGGACUCCCAGAUGAUGAGCCUGGAGCAGUAUGAGCACCAAAAGAUGAUAAACCAGCGCACCCAACAAGAAGCGUUUAGCUGGCGGCAGCCACGUGAACCCCAGAAGUUUAUUCAGGUGGAGGACUCCUCGCUGCUGCAUUUACAGGAACGUCAGGAUACGCAGGAACAGCAGCUGCUGCAACAACAGCCUGUAAUGUGGGAUCGUGGCAGAAAGAAGCCCGACCAACCGCAAUAUGUGCAGCCCCAUGCGGCGUCUGUUCAAGAAGAAUACGUGGAGAAGCCAAAAACGUAUGAGGAAAUGCACGACGAACUGGUUGAACCAACUCCGGUUCAACAACCUCAGCCGGUACUAGUUAUGUGGGAGCGAGGCAAGAAGAAACCCCAACCCCUGGAGAAGACCUUCGAGGAGGCGCAUGACGAGUUAGUUGAACCUACUCCUGUCCAGCAGCCGGAGCCCGUCCCAGUCAUGUGGGAACGCGGCAAGAAGAAGGUAGCUCAGCAGGAGUCUGUUUUAUCCCAGGAAAUGGUGCAAACUUCUCAGGUAGUCGAACAGCAAGUCGUUGAGGAAACAAAGAAAACUGCCGUUAGACGAGUGAUUCCACCAAGAGAGCCGGAGCAGAAGGUGGAACAGGUUACCUUGAAGCCAACACCCCGCCCACGUCCUAAGGAGGCUCUGAAGGCUGAGGAAAUCCAAUUGAAACCCUUGGAAAGCACCAGACCCGUACCACAACAAGCGGAGCCGGAACAGAAAGCCUACGAAGAAGCCACGGAUGAGUUGCCUGAAGAACCACUACCUCAAGUACAGGAUCAACCGCAGCCUGUCAUGUGGGAGCGAGGCAAAAAGAAGCCCCAACAACCCAAUGACCAAGUGCCCGAGAUUCCGAAAACUCUUGAGGUUGCAGUCGACACGCUUGAGGAGGAAGUGCCUAAGCCAACAGAACCGCAACCACAACCUGUUUUGUGGGCGCGUGGCCAGAAGAAACCUCAAAAGGCUGAUGAGCAAAAGCCGGAGCUUCCAAAGAGUCUGGAGAUUGCCGUCGACACUAUAGAGGAGGAUCUUAUCAAGCCCGUUCAACCUGAGCCACAACCUGUUUUUUGGGAACGCGGCAAGAAGAAGAAACCGCAACCUCAAGACGUAGUUGAGAAGAUGGAUGAAGCUCCGACCAAGACAUACGAAGAAGCAGUCGAUGUUUUAUCCGAGGAACCGAAGGUGGAGGAGAAGCCAGAGCCUGUCUUAUGGCAGCGUGGUAAGAAGAAGAUUCCCAAGCCGGAGUCCAUUGAAGAAGUGCAUCCUGAUGAGGUAGAUGCCCAAAUAGAGAAGGUAGUUAGGGAAGAUGUAGUUGUUGUCGAAGAAAAACGCCGAAUCAAGAAAGCCAAAAAGCCUAGGUCUACGAAAGAAGUAACCGAGGAGUUGUUUGAAGAACAGCCGGAAGAGGAAAUAGCUCCAGAAGAGGAAGUGCCGCAGGAAGAAGUGAUUGAAGAACUUGAGGAGAUUGUUGAAGAAAAACGUAAACUCAAGAAAAUUAAAAAACCUAAGCUAAAACAGGAGUUGACCGAAGAGGGAAAACCUGAUGAAGAGGUAAUCGAAGAGUCUCAGGAAGUGGUUCAAGAACAGGAAGAGAUUGUUGAAGAAAAGAAAAAGGUCAAGAAGGUUAAGAAACCCAAGACUGUCGCGGAGAAAGAACUCGAAGAAGAAAUCCCAGUGGAGGAGACUGUUGAAGAGGUAGAAACUUCUGAGGUUGUUGUUGAAGAGAGUAAAAAGGUUAAAAAGGUAAAGAAACCAACUCGAACCGUUGAAAAGACUGAUGUUGAGAAUCUGCCAGUAGAGGAAGUUCCAGAAGAUGAGCCCGUCGAGGAGCAGGAGGAGAUCGUUGCCCAAGAAGAAAUCCAGGAGCAAAAGCGAAAGGUCAAAAAGGCAAAGAAGCCCAAGAAGUCUAUAGAAAAGACCGAAGUUGAAGAAGACCAACCAGAAGAGGAUACUCCCCAAGAAGAAGUAAUUGAGGAGCAGGAAGAAAUAAUAGAAACUGUUCCCGAAGAACCCAAAACUGCGCCCGAAGAGGAAAAGGUUGAGCAAGUCGAAAAGAUUUCACUGAAACCUGCACCAAGAAAACAACGUCCUCUGCCCGAAAAAGAACAAGUGGAGGAGGUCGUGCUUAAACCCGUGAAAAAGAUUGCUGCUGUCUCGGAACCAGAACAACCCGAAACACCUGAAACCGAAUUUGAGGUGAAAGAGUUUGUCAUCACCACUCAAGAGGAUAUAGUGGAUGUAACAAAGAAGCGAGUUAAAAAGAAAAAGCCAAAAACCAAGGUUGCCGCCGAAGAAUCAACUGAAGAACCGGCUGAAGAAACUGAAGAGUUUGAAGAAGAGGAUACACAGCCGGAAGAAGUGCAACCAGUUGAGGAAGUUCCGGAGGAGCAACCAGUAGCGGAAGUUGUUGACGAACCAAAAACGGCACCCAAGCCGAAGCCCAGAAAAGAAGAAAUCAUCGAAAAGGUUGAAGAAGUUGCUCUUAAGCGUGUUACUCGGCCAAAGAAAGAGCUACCUCAAGAGGCGACUAUCGAGGAAGUGCGAUUGAAGCCUACUCAACGCACUUCUAUCAAGCCCGAGGAAGUCAAACUAGAGGAAGUGGACUUGCAGCAUGUGGAGAAAAAAGAAGAUGAAAUCGUUCAGGAAGAGAAACGAAAGACCCGGAAGGUUAAGAAGCCGAAACACGAAGACCUGCCGGAAAUUCCCGAUGCUGAGCCAACGCAACUGGAAGAGGCUGAACACAUUGAUCUUGAGAAGCAGCCAAAGCCUGAAGAAGACCAGCCUCAGGUGCCAUGGAAGAGAGGUGAAAAGAAACAGCCUGUUGAGGAAGUCAUGGAGGAAAAGAAAUGGCCAUCUGGCAAACGCCGUCCACUGCCUGAACAGCAGCCGGAGGAAGUUCAAUUAAAGCCAAUUCCAUCUAAGCCAAUUGAAGAACCGAAAAAGCCAGAAAAGGCCAUACCUGGUCCGAAACUUGUGCCAGAAGAAAAACCGGAAAGCGAAGAGGAGGAACUGGAACUUGAACCGCUUAAGCUGCCUGAAGAUAAGCAGGUAAAAGAGCCUAAGGCUAAGAAGGAGAAGAAGCCCAAGCUGAGAAAGGCCACACCAUCCGUAGAUGAGGUGUCCGAGGAAGUGGCUGAGCCCUUCGACGAGCCCAUUGCGGAGGAAGAUGAAGUGGAAGAGAUGCCAGUGGACGAUGUCAAGGUCGUAGCAGUGUCGGAAGACGUGCUGCCUGAAGAGGAAGUUGUGCCCACAGAGGAGACUCCUGAGGCAAAGCAGAAGGCGCACAAGAAGCGCACGAAGCGACUAAAGGAAGCCUCCGUGGAAGGUCAACCUCAGCUGCUGGAAGCGGCCAUUGCUGAAAUCGAAAAGGUGGAUGAAAUAUCCCAGGAGAUCUCACAAAAGACUAUAACCCUACUCAAGAAGACUGAAGACACAAGACCUCAAUUCAUAACGACUGAACAGCUUAUUGAGCUGGAUGUGGAGGACGUACGACGCGACCUGGAAAUGAAGGUCACAUCGAACAUCAUUAAGAAGGAGAAGCGUCGAGUGGUGCUGGACGACAGUCAACCGUUGCCUGAGCUGGAGCUGAUUACUCAGAAACGAAUCCAAGAGGGCAUCGACAAGUUGGCCGAUGAGGAGCUCAUUGAGGACCAGCAGCUUACCCAAAACCAGCAGGAGACGACUACCUCUGAGGUAAUCGGUCAGGAGCGCAGGCUUGUCAAGAAGAAGAAGAAGGAGAUUAAGCCUCCCAGGAUCACCGAGAAAUUGCGCCCACGCCAAUGCGUUCCCGAGGAACCCACCGUGCUAGAGUGCAAAGUGGAAGGAGUUCCAUUCCCGGAAAUCAAAUGGUACUUCAACGAUAUUCUCCUUUUUGCCUCUGAGAAGUACGAGAUCACUGUCAUGGAGCAAGUGGCGAAGCUUAAGAUUGCCAAGGUUACUCCCAGUGAUGUCGGCGUCUACACAUGCGAGGCCAAGAACGAGGCUGGAGUGGCAACAAGUCGUACCAACAUUAUUUUAGAAAAAGAACAAGGAGUGCCCCCACAGUUUACAAAACCACUUAAGAUUGAGUUUUCUGAGGAGAAGCAACCCGAGCUGCUUAAGGUUACGGUGACUUGUCAAGUGACAGGAAAGCCAAGUCCUCAGGUCAAAUGGUAUAGAGGAAUUGAAGAAGUUAUACCCAGCGAAACAGUUCAAAUGUUCUAUGACGAAAAAACCGGCGAUGUGGCCCUGGAGGUUAUCAACCCGACACCCAAUGAAGCAGUUGUCUACUCUGUGCAGGCGCAGAAUCAGUUUGGACGCGCCAUUGGCAAUGCGAAUAUCUUAAGUCGGGUCGAUGAAGUUCCCCGGGAGAUACUGAAGGCUCCUACCGUAACUCCACUGAAUGCUGUUGUUGUACCCACUGGUGGUACACUCUUCUUUGAAGCGAAAUACGAUGGCCUGCCUAGGCCGGAAAUAAAAUGGAUGCGCAAUGGUCGCGAGGUUAUCGAGAAUGAGGAGACCAUCAUAGAAACUACAGAGACAACCACCACAAUAAAAGUGGUCAAUAUGACUCGCAAACGUACUGGCAAAUAUGAAGUGUGGGCAAAGAACAAGGUGGGUGAAGCCAAGUCCUCUGGAUCAGUGGUGGUUUCAGAUCAAAAGCCCGACGAGCAAAUUAGGCCACCAAGGUUUAUUCAGCCCCUGGAGCCCAAAUACUUUGGCGAGCACGAAGUGGCCAUUAUCGAAGCGAUUGUGGACUCUGAGCCUUUAUCGUCCUUCCAAUGGUUUGUGCACAACGAGCCAAUUAAGAGUUCAAACGAAGUGCGUAUCGUUAGCCAGGCCAACAAGUCAACGUUGCUGAUUGAAAAUUUCCAAAGCAAGUUUGUUGGGCCUUUUACUUGCCGCGCCGAGAAUGUUGGUGGAUCGGUAACGUCAACAGCCACCGUUAACCUACUUGAAUCUUUGCCACAAGAGGUGGCCGAAGAAUUUGAGUCGCCGCGCUUUGUUGAGGAACUCAUUCAACCCGUGGAGGUUAUGGAUGGCGAGGCAUUGCUGCUGACCUGUCAAGUAACAGGAAAGCCCACUCCAAAGGUGGAGUGGUACCACAAUGCGGAGAAGAUCACUGAGAACAAGGAAACUACAAUAUCGCAAGACUUGCAAGGCGUUUGCCAGCUGCAGAUUACGGAAGUUUUCCCCGAAAACGAGGGCCAAUACGAGUGCGUGGCUACAAAUAAAAUUGGCAAGAGCGUUAGCAAGACAAACGUUAAAAUACAAGCAUUUGAAUAUAUCCCCGAUUCUGAAAUCACUGGACUCACAGGAUCUGAGGAGGAUCUACUUGAUAGAACCCUCUCAAUCGACGAACAAGCUCCGAAAAUUAUUAAAAAACUACCGGAGAAAAUCGAGCCAAAAGAAGGCGAGCAAGCGAAGCUGGAGGUUAAGGUCGUUGGAAAACCGAAACCGAAGGUCAAAUGGCUGCGAGACGACGAGCAGAUAUUCGCCUCCGAGGAAUAUCAGAUCGAAAAUUUCGAAGACGGCACCUCAGUGUUGGUCAUUAACCACGUUUAUCCCGAUGAUUUGGGAACAAUUAGUUUCGAAGCAUACAAUCCACUCGGUGUGGCAGUGACUACGGCGCUCUUCGCGGUCGAAGGCAUCGUUGGUUCGAAGGAUUACCGCAAGCCGGAAUGGGUGUCUCAAAUGGAGGAGAUGCAGGUGGCUCUCAAAGCUGCUAAAUGCUCGCCUUCACUACUAAACGAAAUGCGUGACUGCCGUGCUGCCUUAGGCGAAACAGCCAAAUUCUCGAUACAGUUUGCUGGCAAUCCGAUACCAGAUAUUCAGUGGUAUUUCAACAACGUUCAGCUUAGGGCAUCCGAAAAGUAUCGCAUGGUAGUGCAGGAACAGGAAGCUACGCUAGAAAUAUUAAAAAUUACAAACGAGGACUGCGGUUACUAUAACUGCAAGCUUAUCAAUGAAAUUGGCAUGACGAUGACUCGGGCCAAGUUCGACAUAUCAUCCACGAGCACCAUAGUGGAAGAAACCAAGGCCAAGACUACCGUCAAAAAAAAGUUUGGCAAAAAAACCAUGGUAAAAAGAUCCGGCACAUCAGAGUCCCAGAACGUGCAAAAGACAGAAAUCCGUAUUAUUCCAACUAGCACGGUAGAAACUAGCGUGAAUGUGAUCAAGGUGAAACAACCCAUAUCCAUACUCGUAGAAAAGAGCGAAAUAUCCGAGGUUUUAGAUGUGAAAGAUCGUGAAGUUGCCGAUGCCGAAAAGCGUAGCAGCCAAUUAAUCGAAGAAAUAGAAGAGGAGAAAGAGAUUGAGGAGAAAGUACAGCAUGACGAAGAGGAUGAAGUUGAGGUGAAAGUAGAGCAGAAGGAAACAUAUACGUCUAGCAAAAAAAUUGAGAUAACUAAAACUGUGGAGCUUAUACGCACAAAAAUUAGCGAAAAAAUCAUAACAAUAGAAGAUAUUCAAGUCCUUUCGCACCACGAGGAGGUACAAUGGCUGCUCGAGUCCAUAGAGGCCGAGUCUUUUGGCCAAAUUGGCGAGUCAGCCCUUAGAGAUUUGGCAACUAUUGGUCUGCUUUUGCGUUAUGGCUGUGAGCACUACGAAAUCACAUAUAUGUAUGAGCAAAACAUAUUUAUUUCGCUGAAGAAACCAGAGUCCCAAUCGGCCCUGGUGCAGCUCGUCGAACGAGAGGGCCAUGAAGAACUAAUCUCCCAAAUACUAAGCGAGUCUUCCAAUGAGGACGAGACCAUCCUAGCAGCAACUGUCGGCUUCAAGGCCUUCAUACGCAUGAUUCAGACUUACGAAAUCACUAUUGAGAUCGUCAUACGAAAGUUUGUUAGGGAGGACUUCAUAUCACAGGACUGGAAGAUAUGUGGAAAGGAGAGAAUAGUAGAGACUUCGCAGAUAAUUGAAAGUCACGAGGCAAUCACACAUGUGAAAAUAGAGGAAACAUUUGUCGAGGAACGAACGAUAAUUGUCCAAGAAGAAACAGCAACCACUAAAGUGGAAAAACAAUUCAAAAACCAAGAACCAGAACAUGUGCAAAAUGUAGAACAACAACAAGAACAAGUGGAAAUUCAGGCUCAGACUAAACAAAUUGUGCAAAUGAACACUAAAAUCAAAAAGCAUAGAAAACACAUACGACAAGAACAGGAUGUUUCGGAGUCAACAAUUCAAUUCGAACAAAAAGAAAGACUGGCUCACGAAACUAGCGCGGGUUCACCACAGGCAGAAACUCUUGAGCAAAUUGAAGAGUCUCUCCCCACAUACGAAACACUACCCAUACAAAAUCUUUCUACAGACACUCUUGAAACCGUUGCAGUUGCAGUCACCACAGAACUUUCUACUCCAAGCCCAAUUGCGGCUCGGGUACUGGAGGAUUUAUUACCUCAAAAGGUAUUGGCCAUCAAAGAGGAGGUUUUACCACUCGAUGAGUUUGGCUUGCGAAAAGAAUCUCCCAGACCCGAAGAAAACAAGCUUACCGAAAAUAUGGAAGUAAGGCUAAUGCAUGCUCUUAAUGUGUCUCAAGCAAAGACGGCUGAGUCUCCAAGGGAAUUGCCUUCAAAAAUACCGAAAUCCGUUAAAGCUCAGCGGAAGAUGAGAGAGUCACGUUCUUUGGUAGUUGAAGCUCUGAACGCCGAAGAAGCAAUCGAGGAUCUAAAGCAACUGAAGACCGUUUCACAAAAGGUACAUGGCGACAUAUUAUUUUCUCAUGAGAUAACCGAGGAACAGCCCCAUGCACUGGAGACCAUUAAGAAGCUAAAGCCCACCACUGCCAUUGAGGACACCGUUCAGCAGAAACUACUGAACCAGGACGAGCUUAUUAUCGCGGAGGUCAUAGCCUCCGAAACUGUUGGGGGUGUCAUUGAUGAUAGGCCACCGGGUGAAAACAUUUCCCCUCGAGUUACCCCCAACAUGAGCCUUUGCAUUACCGAGUGCCAACCAGAGGAUUCUUUAGGAGAGAUGCAUCAAGCUGCUAAGGGUCGUCUGGAGACAUCUUCGACGUCGGUAACUGAAUCCAAAGCAGUUGGUGGACAGGAACUUGACGUUUUUGAGAGCGUGGACCAUUUCCCAUUUAUAACUCAGCCGACCAAGGGCUUGGCUAAUUCUACCCUUAAAGCCGAGGAUGUUUCAGUUCAGGUGCAAGAAAUUACAACAUUUGAGAGUUUGGAAAGAGAAGCGGUUACCCAGAAACGGGCUGCCGAAAGUAAUGCAAUGGAAUUGUUCGAGUUAGCUGAGGGUUUAGUCAGUAUCACUGCAGAUUCGCAUAGUCCAAUAGCCGAGGAUUUGCCUAUUUUUGAGAAAGCUGUAAAAGAAGCCACUAUAGAUAUGCAAACGCAGCACCACGUCACAACUCUCGAGACUGUUUCAAAUGAAAAUGCAGUAAAUGACUUAAAAGCUGGUGAUAUUCCGAAAAUGGCUGAGGGCACGUUGGGGCAAUCUAGUGCGUUAACUAUUGGGGAAACGCAACAGAUGAACUUUGUAGAAACGGCAGUUGAACUCAUCGAACCAAAUGUUGAAUCAACAAAACCAGCUAAAGGCGCAUUAACAGAGGCAUAUGGUACCGCCGAGAGUAAAGAAGAAACCCUCCUCGAAUCACUCGGUUUGGUACCAGACGACAACCGCAAGAUUGCACAAGGUAAAGUGAAUAUUAGUGAAGGGGAGUAUGUGGCAAAAGUUCAGACCACGACAGUGACUGACACAGAGGAAGAAAUUAUUUCCGUAGCUCCAAAACUCGUGGAUGCCAAAUUCGAUUUCAUUGAGCAAUCUGCGUUGGAGAUUAAACAGAACACAACAGCGGAAAAGGAGGAGAAUCUAUUUUCCGAUAAAGAACUGUCACCACAAUUAGCUAUUACAAAUAUGUUCCCUGCUGAGCUAAAGGUUACAAGCAUAUACGAAGUUCAACCAGGAGUGACAUUGAGUGAUAUUAUCACGGAGGAAACGAAGCCUGCAUCUGCAAAUCAAGUCUUUGAGACGAUGUCGAUUGGAGUUGCUAGUAAGCCAGAUAUGUUAGAGAGUAUUAGUCACAUUGAUGCCUUUCAACAUCCUGAGCUCAAAACGGGGGCCACAAUUCUGGAUGAAAACCAACAACCUUUAGAAUUAACCAACGUGCAUAUAUCCGAGACAAUUACGGAUAUUACUGAUGUCUUUCCUAUUCAAAAGCCUACCAAUGCCGAAGCUGUCACCGAUACGUUUAAAUAUGCUGAGGGCUUAAUUGUAAUUUCGAUGGAGUCGACAAGCGACAAAGCCGAAGACACCAAACCGACGGCGGUAAUUGCAGAUAUAAGCAUGCAACAACAAUUUGGAACAGUUGUUAGAGAACAGGAGCCCCUAGAAAGCACUGAAACUCAGAAGGAGGAUCUAAAGCCUCAGAUGCAAACAACAGAAAGCGAGUUUGGUUUGCUGCAAUCUCUGGAAACCAGCUCAUGUGUAACUUUAGAGGGAGAAAGCAUUCUAUCAGUUAAAGAGCCCCAUCCUAUUCAAAGCGCUGCUAUUGGAACCUCGUCAGCUCUGAAAGUGGCUAACAUUAUGAGGCCCCAGCACUUGGAAACUUUGGAGGGGCUAGAUGAACAGAAGGUGCCUUUGUAUCAGGCAGAUAUUAAUAUUGGGGAAAUCACUUUACCAAACGUUGAAAAAAUCGCUUCGUUUGAUGUCCUAAGUGAUUUGCAUACACCAGGUUACACAAAAUCAUCUGUAAGUGGAGUACAGUUAAUUGAAAGCACAACAUCUUUAAAAACGACAACAGCGGUUGUAAGUGAAAGAACAGAAGAAUUAAAGGACCUAAAGCUUUUCCAGCCAGUUCAUAUUAAGCCCAGGCCUUAUGAGUCUGAACAGAAAAUCUUUACUUCCGAGGAGACAAAUGUUUUGGAACAUGCUUCGAGCUUUAACACGGAAUUACCCAAAUUGGAAGCAAUUCAAACUUCAAUUAAAAGUUUGCACGAGAUAAAUGUCAGAGAGACAGAUAUUUUAGAGAAAGAGGAAUCCCUUAAAGAUAUUGCUCAAAUAAGUGGCCAUCUGGUUAAAAUUGUAUUGGACUCCACGGCGGGCAUCGCACAAGUUCGACAAGAAGAAACACUAGAGCAAGAGGAGGAUCUUAAAGUUCCCUCAUUACUAUCGGAAAAGGCAAUACCUGCUUCUUCAGAGUUACUUCGGUUGCCUUUAACUGAAUACGUGCAAGCACAACAAGGUAUCGGUGAUAUGGUGGACUUCAAAGUUUCAAACAAAUGUGCAUCUCCUAAAAUUGAUCAUUUAUAUGAAACAAAGUCAUCUGAAACGAUUGUGUACGACUCCUCUACAAAAUCAGUUGAUUCUUCGUUCCCAGCUGGCAUAGUGCCUCAAAAAUCUCUGGUUCCCUAUCGGCAUACAAUGAUGGCAGAAAACAUUGCUUUUGAUGCAUCUGAAAAUUUGGAAAUCCUAUCUGCCGAUCAACAAAUCGCAACAAAUGUGCAGGAUAGGCUAAGUCAAUCGAUAAUCGCAGAGGAUCAAAGUACCUUCGAGUCUGAACAAAAUCUGGGUCUCGAAACUACCCCCACCCAAAAAGCCAAACUUCUAAAGGAUGAUCGAAAUGUCCAUGCAACACUCGUGGACGAAGCCACAGUAUAUGAAGCCAUGGGACAGGAACAAAAAGUAGAUAAAUAUAACAUACAGCAAGCGGAGAUCUCUCAAGAUCUACCUCAUGUUUAUUUAACUGAUCUGCAACAAGCUUUUGAAGCAGAAAAAGAACUAAAAAGCCGUGAGCAAUCUUAUGUAGCAGCAACAACAGAUAUUAUUCCAUCGCGGCUUGGUUUAGCCAUGACUACAAAGACGCACCCUGCUGAAGGAACUGAUGUUCUGUUAAGUUUGCCUCCAAACGCAACGCUUGCGCAGACAAACUAUGAAGAAACAAAACAUGAAGUACAUGUCAGCGAAACCCAAGCGAUGGAGAAAUCCGAAGAACUUACAGAUGCACGUUUGCUUUCUAUAUCCGCUGUCGAGUCGAUUGACAUUAUGUUUAAGGUGAUAUCAGAUUCUCAUCAACCACCAGUUUUCCAUAAGGAGUUAUCAAUAACGACUGUAUCUCCUUUGGAGGCCAAAGCAAAAUCAUCUUUGAAUCUACUUCAAGGCGCCACCACACUCGAUGUCAUUCCUUUAGAAUCAUCCGUACAUAUUAAGGAUACUCAUUUCGCUGUGCAAAAGGCGCAAGAGGAAUAUGUCACUCAGGUGGAGUCAAAUAAAGUUCAAGUUCAAUUGGAUAACCUAGUUAUGCAUAAGGAAGAUAUUUUUGAAAAAGCCGAAAUGGAGAAUAUUGCUAAGCCAAUUACUGAAGGCACGCAGAAGGAAACAGUUGUUACUGAAGUGGUGCCAAUAGAUAAUGUGGGUGGUAUUCAUUUAGCCCCAGAGCCGUCUACAUUUUUAGCCACCUUCACAUCUACCGAUACAAUCAAACAAUCGCACAUUAUAGAUGCACAAGUUCCUUUAGAAAUGGAAGGUGAAGUUAAAGCUGUAUACGACAACAUUGCUCAAGCCAAGGUCAAAUCAGCUGAUGUCCAAGUACAUACAAACGUGUCUGAAGUCAAUGCUUACGAACAAACUAAAGCCAUUCAAGAUCAAAACAAGGAAGGCUUAUUUGUUACAGUAUCAACGGAUUCUGAUAUAAGCAAUGCCCAUUUGACAACAAUACACUCGACAUUCUUAAAAGAGGACAUCCUACCCAAACCUAACAUUCUUCAGGAUACAGCUGAAGCUGCUAAUGUUGAACUUCAAUCUUUGGUAACCGAGGAAGUUGUAAGCGAAAGGUCUAUCCAAGAAACAUAUGAACUUCAAAUUCCAAUGGAAGAAACAGCUAACGUUACUCAGCAAACUCCACAAAACUCAGUAAAUGUUUGUCAGCAACUUGCUUAUGAACAAACUCCUGAUAUAGCGUUUGAGCCGCACGUAUUAACGCGUGCAACCUCUAGCUCUGUAAAGACAGAUCUUGAGCCAGCCGAAAACGAAACCGUUUAUAUUUAUGAAAACAUUGAAGGGCAUGGUGAUUUUAUGCCGGAUACCGCAAACCUCACUUCAAAUUUGGAAUCAGAAUUGGUAGUUUCGAUAGUGGAAGAGGUGACUUCGGUACCAUCUUUGGGUAGCCUUGCAACGGUCGAACCACAAGAGCUAAAAUCAGUGUCAGUUACAAAAUUAUUUAAAAACUUGACGUACACCGAGGAAAUUGCCUUUGGAGGUUUUAGCCCACAUGCACAGGUUACUGAAGAAGAAGAUAAAUUAAUUAACACUCAGGGAGAAGCAGAAGAAUACUUUGAAAAUAAAACUUCAGCCACAACAGAACAACCCACCAAGUGUAUUGCAGCAUCCAGUCAGAUUUGUACAAAGCCAACCAUAACAGAAGGAACCUUAGAAAAUGCUUUACAAACAUCACAAUUUGCGUCAGAGUCGAUUCUUGAAAUUUCACCACUGAUUUCCCAAAAUGCACACUUUGAAACAAGAACACACGAAGAAGCAUAUUCAAUGACCACUGAGUCACAAGCACCAAAACACGCUUUAGGAGAUGACAUUGAUAGUACUCAAAAGAGAAAAAUGCAGGAUGUUCUAAAGUUUAAAAAUUUUGCGACAGACCAAAUGGUAAAAGUCGAAAAGGAUACAAAUCAAACCACAGACACAACACACAUAAAACAAAUAACACCAACACAAAUAUUAGAAUCCAGCUCGAAUCAAAUCACAGAAUCGCCAGAAAUUAUAAAAACUAUUGAAACAAUAUCAGAAGACGGCUCCCCGAAAAAAAAAAUGAUUCGAACUCGUUUAAUAAAAAAGGUCAAAGGCAAUAAACAAGAAGUCACCAAGAUUGAAACUGUCGAGGAGGAUAACAAGCAACCCGAGACAACAGUCACUGUUGAAGAACUUCCGUUUGAAGAAGAGAAACCUAAAGAGAUUCAAGAACUUCCGGAGGAGGUUCGCAUAGUCGAAACCGUAACGGAAGAUGGCAAGCCUAAGAAGAAGAAGAUCCGCACUCGCAUUAUCAAGAAGGUCAAGGGUGACAAGCAAGAAGUCACCAAGAUUGAAACUGUCGAAGAGGACGACAAGCAACCCGAAACAACGGUCACUGUUGAGGAACUUUCGUUCGAAGAAGAGAAGCCUGAAGAAAUUCAAGAGCUUCCAGAGGAGGUUCGCGUCGUUGAAACCAUUACGGAAGAUGGCAAGCCUAAGAAGAAGAAGAUCCGCACUCGCGUUAUCAAGAAGGUCAAGGGUGACAAGCAAGAAGUCACCAAGAUUGAAACUGUCGAAGAGGACGACAAGCAACCCGAAACAACGGUCACCGUUGAGGAACUUCCGUUUGAAGAAGAGAAGCCUGAAGAAAUUCAAGAGCUUCCGGAGGAGGUUCGCGUAGUCGAAACCGUAACGGAAGAUGGCAAGCCUAAGAAGAAGAAGAUCCGCACUCGCGUUAUCAAGAAGGUCAAGGGUGACAAGCAAGAAGUCACCAAGAUUGAAACUGUCGAGGAGGACGACAAGCAACCCGAAAUAACGGUCACCAUUGAAGAACUUCCGUUUGAAGAAGAGAAGCCUGAAGAAAUUCAAGAGCUUCCAGAGGAGGUUCGCGUAGUCGAAACCGUAACGGAAGAUGGCAAGCCUAAGAAGAAGAAGAUCCGCACUCGCGUUAUCAAGAAGGUCAAGGGUGACAAGCAAGAAGUCACCAAGAUUGAAACUGUCGAGGAGGACGACAAGCAACCCGAAAUAACGGUCACCAUUGAAGAACUUCCGUUUGAAGAAGAGAAGCCUGAAGAAAUUCAAGAGCUUCCAGAGGAGGUUCGCGUAGUCGAAACCGUAACUGAAGAUGGCCAACCUAAGAAGAAGAAGAUCCGCACUCGCGUUAUCAAGAAAGUCAAGGGUGACAAGCAGGAAGUUACCAAGAUUGAAACUGUCGAGGAAGACGACAAGCAACCCGAGACAACGGUUACUGUUGAAGAACUUCCGUUCGAAGAAGAGAAGCCUGAAGAAAUUCAAGAGCUUCCAGAGGAGGUUCGCGUCGUUGAAACCAUUACGGAAGAUGGCAAGCCUAAGAAGAAGAAGAUCCGCACUCGCGUUAUCAAGAAGGUCAAGGGUGACAAGCAGGAAGUCACCAAGAUUGAAACUGUCGAGGAAGACGACAAGCAACCCGAGACAACGGUUACUGUUGAAGAACUUCCGUUCGAAGAAGAGAAGCCUGAAGAAAUUCAAGAGCUUCCAGAGGAGGUUCGCGUCGUUGAAACCAUUACGGAAGAUGGCAAGCCUAAGAAGAAGAAGAUCCGCACUCGCGUUAUCAAGAAGGUCAAGGGUGACAAGCAGGAAGUCACCAAGAUUGAAACUGUCGAGGAAGACGACAAGCAGCCCAAAACAACGGUCACUGUUGAAGAACUUUCGUUCGAAGAAGAGAAGCCUGAAGAAAUUCAAGAGCUUCCAGAGGAGGUUCGCGUCGUUGAAACCAUUACGGAAGAUGGCAAGCCUAAGAAGAAGAAGAUCCGCACUCGCGUUAUCAAGAAGGUCAAGGGUGGCAAGCAAGAAGUCACCAAGAUUGAAACUGUCGAAGAGGACGACAAGCAACCCGAAACAACGGUCACCGUUGAGGAACUUCCGUUUGAAGAAGAGAAGCCUGAAGAAAUUCAAGAGCUUCCGGAGGAGGUUCGCGUAGUCGAAACCGUAACGGAAGAUGGCAAGCCUAAGAAGAAGAAGAUCCGCACUCGCGUUAUCAAGAAGGUCAAGGGUGACAAGCAGGAAGUUACCAAGAUUGAAACUGUCGAGGAAGAUGACAAGCAACCCGAGACAACGGUUACUGUUGAAGAACUUCCGUUCGAAGAAGAGAAGCCUGAAGAAAUUCAAGAGCUUCCAGAGGAGGUUCGCGUCGUUGAAACCAUUACGGAAGAUGGCAAGCCUAAGAAGAAGAAGAUCCGCACUCGCGUUAUCAAGAAGGUCAAGGGUGACAAGCAGGAAGUCACCAAGAUUGAAACUGUCGAGGAAGACGACAAGCAGCCCAAAACAACGGUCACUGUUGAAGAACUUUCGUUCGAAGAAGAGAAGCCUGAAGAAAUUCAAGAGCUUCCAGAGGAGGUUCGCGUCGUUGAAACCAUUACGGAAGAUGGCAAGCCUAAGAAGAAGAAGAUCCGCACUCGCGUUAUCAAGAAGGUCAAGGGUGGCAAGCAAGAAGUCACCAAGAUUGAAACUGUCGAGGAGGACGACAAGCAGCCCAAAACAACGGUCACUGUUGAAGAACUUUCGUUCGAAGAGAAGCCUGAAGAAAUUCAAGAGCUUCCAGAGGAGGUUCGCGUCGUUGAAACCAUUACAGAAGAUGGCAAGCCUAAGAAGAAGAAGAUCCGCACUCGCGUUAUCAAGAAGGUCAAGGGUGGCAAGCAAGAAGUCACCAAGAUUGAAACUGUCGAAGAGGACGACAAGCAACCCGAAACAACGGUCACCGUUGAGGAACUUCCGUUUGAAGAAGAGAAGCCUGAAGAAAUUCAAGAGCUUCCGGAGGAGGUUCGCGUAGUCGAAACCGUAACGGAAGAUGGCAAGCCUAAGAAGAAGAAGAUCCGCACUCGCGUUAUCAAGAAGGUCAAGGGUGACAAGCAGGAAGUUACCAAGAUUGAAACUGUCGAGGAAGAUGACAAGCAACCCGAGACAACGGUUACUGUUGAAGAACUUCCGUUCGAAGAAGAGAAGCCUGAAGAAAUUCAAGAGCUUCCAGAGGAGGUUCGCGUCGUUGAAACCAUUACGGAAGAUGGCAAGCCUAAGAAGAAGAAGAUCCGCACUCGCGUUAUCAAGAAGGUCAAGGGUGACAAGCAGGAAGUCACCAAGAUUGAAACUGUCGAGGAAGACGACAAGCAGCCCAAAACAACGGUCACUGUUGAAGAACUUCCGUUCGAAGAAGAGAAGCCUGAAGAAAUUCAAGAGCUUCCAGAGGAGGUUCGCGUCGUUGAAACCAUUACGGAAGAUGGCAAGCCUAAGAAGAAGAAGAUCCGCACUCGCGUUAUCAAGAAGGUCAAGGGUGGCAAGCAAGAAGUCACCAAGAUUGAAACUGUCGAGGAGGACGACAAGCAACCCGAAACAACGGUCACCAUUGAAGAACUUCCGUUUGAAGAAGAGAAGCCUGAAGAAAUUCAAGAGCUUCCAGAGGAGGUUCGCGUAGUCGAAACCGUAACGGAAGAUGGCCAACCUAAGAAGAAGAAGAUCCGCACUCGCGUUAUCAAGAAAGUCAAGGGUGACAAGCAGGAAGUUACCAAGAUUGAAACUGUCGAGGAAGAUGACAAGCAACCCGAGACAACGGUUACUGUUGAAGAACUUCCGUUCGAAGAAGAGAAGCCUGAAGAAAUUCAAGAGCUUCCAGAGGAGGUUCGCGUCGUUGAAACCAUUACGGAAGAUGGCAAGCCUAAGAAGAAGAAGAUCCGCACUCGCGUUAUCAAGAAGGUCAAGGGUGACAAGCAGGAAGUCACCAAGAUUGAAACUGUCGAGGAAGAUGACAAGCAACCCGAGACAACGGUUACUGUUGAAGAACUUCCGUUCGAAGAAGAGAAGCCUGAAGAAAUUCAAGAGCUUCCAGAGGAGGUUCGCGUCGUUGAAACCAUUACGGAAGAUGGCAAGCCUAAGAAGAAGAAGAUCCGCACUCGCGUUAUCAAGAAGGUCAAGGGUGACAAGCAGGAAGUUACCAAGAUUGAAACUGUCGAGGAAGACGACAAGCAACCCGAGACAACGGUUACUGUUGAAGAACUUCCGUUCGAAGAAGAGAAGCCUGAAGAAAUUCAAGAGCUUCCGGAGGAGGUUCGCGUAGUCGAAACCGAAACGGAAGAUGGCCAACCUAAGAAGAAGAAGAUCCGCACUCGCGUUAUCAAGAAAGUCAAGGGUGACAAGCAGGAAGUUACCAAGAUUGAAACUGUCGAGGAAGAUGACAAGCAACCCGAGACAACGGUUACUGUUGAAGAACUUCCGUUCGAAGAAGAGAAGCCUGAAGAAAUUCAAGAGCUUCCAGAGGAGGUUCGCGUCGUUGAAACCAUUACGGAAGAUGGCAAGCCUAAGAAGAAGAAGAUCCGCACUCGCGUUAUCAAGAAGGUCAAGGGUGGCAAGCAAGAAGUCACCAAGAUUGAAACUGUCGAAGAGGACGACAAGCAACCCGAAACAACGGUCACCGUUGAGGAACUUCCGUUUGAAGAAGAGAAGCCUGAAGAAAUUCAAGAGCUUCCGGAGGAGGUUCGCGUAGUCGAAACCGUAACGGAAGAUGGCAAGCCUAAGAAGAAGAAGAUCCGCACUCGCGUUAUCAAGAAGGUCAAGGGUGACAAGCAAGAAGUCACCAAGAUUGAAACUGUCGAGGAGGACGACAAGCAACCCAAAACAACGGUCACCAUUGAAGAACUUCCGUUUGAAGAAGAGAAGCCUGAAGAAAUUCAAGAGCUUCCAGAGGAGGUUCGCGUAGUCGAAACCGUAACGGAAGAUGGCCAACCUAAGAAGAAGAAGAUCCGGACUCGCGUUAUCAAGAAAGUCAAGGGUGACAAGCAGGAAGUUACCAAGAUUGAAACUGUCGAGGAAGACGACAAGCAACCCGAGACAACGGUUACUGUUGAAGAACUUUCGUUCGAAGAAGAGAAGCCUGAAGAAAUUCAAGAGCUUCCAGAGGAGGUUCGCGUCGUUGAAACCAUUACGGAAGAUGGCAAGCCUAAGAAGAAGAAGAUCCGCACUCGCGUUAUCAAGAAGGUCAAGGGUGACAAGCAGGAAGUCACCAAGAUUGAAACUGUCGAGGAAGAUGACAAGCAACCCGAGACAACGGUUACUGUUGAAGAACUUCCGUUCGAAGAAGAGAAGCCUGAAGAAAUUCAAGAGCUUCCAGAGGAGGUUCGCGUCGUUGAAACCAUUACGGAAGAUGGCAAGCCUAAGAAGAAGAAGAUCCGCACUCGCGUUAUCAAGAAGGUCAAGGGUGACAAGCAAGAAGUCACCAAGAUUGAAACUGUCGAAGAGGACGACAAGCAAACCGAAACAACGGUCACCGUUGAGGAACUUCCGUUUGAAGAAGAGAAGCCUGAAGAAAUUCAAGAGCUUCCGGAGGAGGUUCGCGUAGUCGAAACCGUAACGGAAGAUGGCAAGCCUAAGAAGAAGAAGAUCCGCACUCGCGUUAUCAAGAAGGUCAAGGGUGACAAGCAAGAAGUCACCAAGAUUGAAACUGUCGAGGAGGACGACAAGCAACCCGAAACAACGGUCACCAUUGAAAAACUUCCGUUUGAAGAAGAGAAGCCUGAAGAAAUUCAAGAGCUUCCAGAGGAGGUUCGCGUAGUCGAAACCGUAACGGAAGAUGGCCAGCCUAAGAAGAAGAAGAUCCGCACUCGCGUUUUCAAGAAAGUCAAGGGUGACAAGCAGGAAGUUACCAAGAUUGAAACUGUCGAGGAAGACGACAAGCAACCCGAGACAACGGUUACUGUUGAAGAAGUUCCGUUCGAGGAAGAGAAGCCUGAAGAAAUUCAAGAGCUUCCAGAGGAGGUUCGCGUCGUUGAAACCAUUACGGAAGAUGGCAAGCCUAAGAAGAAGAAGAUCCGCACUCGCGUUAUCAAGAAGGUCAAGGGUGACAAGCAAGAAGUCACCAAGAUUGAAACUGUCGAGGAAGACGACAAGCAACCCGAGACAACGGUUACUGUUGAAGAACUUUCGUUCGAAGAAGAGAAGCCUGAAGAAAUUCAAGAGCUUCCAGAGGAGGUUCGCGUCGUUGAAACCAUUACGGAAGAUGGCAAGCCUAAGAAGAAGAAGAUCCGCACUCGCGUUAUCAAGAAGGUCAAGGGUGACAAGCAGGAAGUCACCAAGAUUGAAACUGUCGAGGAAGAUGACAAGCAACCCGAGACAACGGUUACUGUUGAAGAACUUCCGUUCGAAGAAGAGAAGCCUGAAGAAAUUCAAGAGCUUCCGGAGGAGGUUCGCGUAGUCGAAACCGUAACGGAAGAUGGCAAGCCUAAGAAGAAGAAGAUCCGCACUCGCGUUAUCAAGAAGGUCAAGGGUGACAAGCAAGAAGUCACCAAGAUUGAAACUGUCGAGGAGGACGACAAGCAACCCGAAACAACGGUCACCAUUGAAGAACUUCCGUUUGAAGAAGAGAAGCCUGAAGAAAUUCAAGAGCUUCCAGAGGAGGUUCGCGUAGUCGAAACCGUAACGGAAGAUGGCAAGCCUAAGAAGAAGAAGAUCCGCACUCGCGUUUUCAAGAAAGUCAAGGGUGACAAGCAGGAAGUUACCAAGAUUGAAACUGUCGAGGAAGACGACAAGCAACCCGAGACAACGGUUACUGUUGAAGAAGUUCCGUUCGAGGAAGAGAAGCCUGAAGAAAUUCAAGAGCUUCCAGAGGAGGUUCGCGUCGUUGAAACCAUUACGGAAGAUGGCAAGCCUAAGAAGAAGAAGAUCCGCACUCGCGUUAUCAAGAAGGUCAAGGGUGACAAGCAAGAAGUCACCAAGAUUGAAACUGUCGAGGAAGACGACAAGCAACCCGAGACAACGGUUACUGUUGAAGAACUUCCGUUCGAAGAAGAGAAGCCUGAAGAAAUUCAAGAGCUUCCAGAGGAGGUUCGCGUCGUUGAAACCAUUACGGAAGAUGGCAAGCCUAAGAAGAAGAAGAUCCGCACUCGCGUUAUCAAGAAGGUCAAGGGUGACAAGCAGGAAGUCACCAAGAUUGGAACUGUCGAAGAGGACGACAAGCAACCCGAAACAACGGUCACCGUUGAGGAACUUCCGUUUGAGGAAGAGAAGCCUGAAGAAAUUCAAGAGCUUCCGGAGGAGGUUCGCGUAGUCGAAACCGUAACGGAAGAUGGCAAGCCUAAGAAGAAGAAGAUCCGCACUCGCGUUAUCAAGAAGGUCAAGGGUAACAAGCAAGAAGUCACCAAGAUUGAAACGGUUGAGGAAGACGACAAGCAACCUGAGACAACGGUAACUGUUGAAGAACUUCCGUUCGAAGAAGAGAAGCCUGAAGAAAUUCAAGAGCUUCCAGAGGAGGUUCGCGUCGUUGAAACCAUUACGGAAGAUGGCAAGCCUAAGAAGAAGAAGAUCCGCACUCGCGUUAUCAAGAAAAUCAAAGGUGACAAGCAGGAAGUCACCAAGAUUGAAACUGUCGAGGAAGACGACAAGCAACCCGAGACAACGGUUACUGUUGAUGAACUUCCGUUCGAAGAAGAGAAGCCUGAAGAAAUUCGAGAGCUUCCAGAGGAGGUUCGCGUCGUUGAAACCAUUACGGAAGAUGGCAAGCCUAAGAAGAAGAAGAUCCGCACUCGCGUUAUCAAGAAGGUCAAGGGUGAGAAGCAGGAAGUCACCAAGAUUGAAACUGUCGAGGAAGACGAGAAGCAACCCGAGACAACGGUUACUGUUGAAGAACUUCCGUUCGAAGAAGAGAAGCCUGAAGAAAUUCAAGAGCUUCCAGAGGAGGUUCGCGUCGUUGAAACCAUUACGGAAGAUGGCAAGCCUAAGAAGAAGAAGAUCCGCACUCGCGUUAUCAAGAAGGUCAAGGGUGAGAAGCAGGAAGUCACCAAGAUUGAAACUGUCGAGGAAGACGACAAGCAACCCGAGACAACGGUUACUGUUGAAGAACUUCCGUUCGAAGAAGAGAAGCCUGAAGAAAUUCAAGAGCUUCCAGAGGAGGUUCGCGUCGUUGAAACCAUUACGGAAGACGGCAAGCCUAAGAAGAAGAAGAUCCGCACUCGCGUUAUCAAGAAGGUCAAGGGUGACAAGCAAGAAGUCACCAAGAUUGAAACUGUCGAAGAGGACGACAAGCAACCCGAAACAACGGUCACCGUUGAGGAACUUCCGUUUGAAGAAGAGAAGCCUGAAGAAAUUCAAGAGCUUCCGGAGGAAGUUCGCGUAGUCGAAACCUUAACGGAAGAUGGCAAGCCUAAGAAGAAGAAGAUCCGCACUCGCGUUAUCAAGAAGGUCAAGGGUGACAAGCAAGAAGUCACCAAGAUUGAAACUGUAGAGGAGGACGACAAGCAACCCGAAACAACGGUCACCAUUGAAGAACUUCCGUUUGAAGAAGAGAAGCCUGAAGAAAUUCAAGAGCUUCCAGAGGAGGUUCGCGUCGUUGAAACCAUUACGGAAGACGGCAAGCCUAAGAAGAAGAAGAUCCGCACUCGCGUUAUCAAGAAGGUCAAGGGUGACAAGCAAGAAGUCACCAAGAUUGAAACUGUCGAAGAGGACGACAAGCAACCCGAAACAACGGUCACCGUUGAGGAACUUCCGUUUGAAGAAGAGAAGCCUGAAGAAAUUCAAGAGCUUCCGGAGGAGGUUCGCGUAGUCGAAACCUUAACGGAAGAUGGCAAGCCUAAGAAGAAGAAGAUCCGCACUCGCGUUAUCAAGAAGGUCAAGGGUGACAAGCAAGAAGUCACCAAGAUUGAAACUGUAGAGGAGGACGACAAGCAACCCGAAACAACGGUCACCAUUGAAGAACUUCCGUUUGAAGAAGAGAAGCCUGAAGAAAUUCAAGAGCUUCCAGAGGAGGUUCGCGUAGUCGAAACCGUAACGGAAGAUGGCCAGCCUAAGAAGAAGAAGAUCCGCACUCGCGUUAUCAAGAAGGUCAAGGGUGGCAAGCAAGAAGUCACCAAGAUUGAAACUGUCGAAGAGGACGACAAGCAACCCGAAACAACGGUCACCGUUGAGGAACUUCCGUUUGAAGAAGAGAAGCCUGAAGAAAUUCAAGAGCUUCCGGAGGAGGUUCGCGUAGUCGAAACCGUAACGGAAGAUGGCAAGCCUAAGAAGAAGAAGAUCCGCACUCGCGUUAUCAAGAAGGUCAAGGGUGACAAGCAGGAAGUCACCAAGAUUGAAACUUUCGAGGAAGACGACAAGCAACCCGAGACAACUGUUACUGUUGAAGAACUUCCGUUCGAAGAAGAGAAGCCUGAAGAAAUUCAAGAGCUUCCGGAGGAGGUUCGCGUCGUUGAAACCAUUACGGAAGAUGGCAAGCCUAAGAAGAAGAAGAUCCGCACUCGCGUUAUCAAGAAGGUCAAGGGUGACAAGCAGGAAGUUACCAAAAUUGAAACUGUCGAGGAAGACGACAAGCAACCUGUGACAACGGUAACUGUUGAAAAACUUCCGUUCGAAGAAGAGAAGCCUGAAGAAAUUCAAGAGCUUCCAGAGGAGGUUCGCGUUGUUGAAACCAUUACGGAAGAUGGCAAGCCUAAGAAGAAGAAGAUCCGCACUCGCGUUAUCAAGAAGGUCAAGGGUGACAAGCAGGAAGUCACCAAGAUUGAAACUGUCGAGGAAGACGACAAGCAACCUGAGACAACGGUAACUGUUGAAGAAAUUCCGUUCGAAGAAGAGAAGACUGAAGAAAUUCAAGAGCUUCCAGAGGAGGUUCGCGUCGUUGAAACCUUUACGGAAGAUGGCAAGCCUAAGAAGAAGAAGACCCGUACUCGCGUUAUCAAGAAAGUCAAGGGUGACAAGCAGGAAGUCACCAAGAUUGAAACUGUCGAGGAAGACGACAAGCAACCCGAGACAACGGUUACUGUUGAAGAACUUCCGUUUGAAGAAGAGAAGCCUGAAGAAAUUCAAGAGCUUCCGGAGGAGGUUCGCGUAGUCGAAACCGUAACGGAAGAUGGCAAGCCUAAGAAGAAGAAGAUCCGCACUCGCGUUAUCAAGAAGGUCAAGGGUGACAAGCAGGAAGUCACCAAAAUUGAAACUGUCGAGGAAGACGACAAGCAACCUGAGACAACGGUAACUGUUGAAGAACUUCCGUUCGAAGAAGAGAAGCCUGAAGAAAUUCAAGAGCUUCCAGAGGAGGUUCGCGUUGUUGAAACCAUUACGGAAGAUGGCAAGCCUAAGAAGAAGAAGAUCCGCACUCGCGUUAUCAAGAAGGUCAAGGGUGACAAGCAGGAAGUCACCAAGAUUGAAACUGUCGAGGAAGACGACAAGCAACCCGAGACAACGGUUACUGUUGAAGAACUUCCGUUUGAAGAACAGAAGCCUGAAGAAAUUCAAGAGCUUCCGGAGGAGGUUCGCGUAGUCGAAACCGUAACGGAAGAUGGCAAGCCUAAGAAGAAGAAGAUCCGCACUCGCGUUAUCAAGAAGGUCAAGGGUGACAAGCAGGAAGUCACCAAAAUUGAAACUGUCGAGGAAGACGACAAGCAACCUGAGACAACGGUAACUGUUGAAGAACUUCCGUUCGAAGAAGAGAAGCCUGAAGAAAUUCAAGAGCUUCCAGAGGAGGUUCGCGUUGUUGAAACCAUUACGGAAGAUGGCAAGCCUAAGAAGAAGAAGAUCCGCACUCGCGUUAUCAAGAAGGUCAAGGGUGACAAGCAGGAAGUCACCAAGAUUGAAACUGUCGAGGAAGACGACAAGCAACCCGAAACAACGGUCACCGUUGAGGAACUUCCGUUUGAAGAAGAGAAGCCUGAAGAAAUUCAAGAGCUUCCGGAGGAGGUUCGCGUAGUCGAAACCAUAACAGAAGAUGGCAAGCCUAAGAAGAAGAAGAUCCGCACUCGCGUUAUCAAGAAGGUCAAGGGGGACAAGCAGAAAAUCACCAAGAUUGAAACUGUCGAGGAAGACGACAAGCAACCCGAAACAACGGUCACCGUUGAGGAACUUCCGUUUGAAGAAGAGAAGCCUGAAGAAAUUCAAGUGCUUCCGGAGGAGGUUCGCGUAGUCGAAACCAUUACGGAAGAUGGCAAGCCUAAGAAGAAGAAGAUCCGGACUCGCUUUAUCAAGAAGGUUAAGGGUGACAAGCAGGAAGUCACCAAGAUUGAAACUGUCGAAGAGGACGACAAGCAACCCGAAACAACGGUCACCGUUGAGGAACUUCCGUUUGAAGAAGGGAAGCCUGAAGAAAUUCAAGAGCUUCCAGAGGAGGUUCGCGUAGUCGAAACCAUAACAGAAGAUGGCAAGCCUAAAAAGAAGAAGAUCCGCACUCGCGUUAUCAAGAAGGUCAAGGGUGACAAGCAGGAAGUCACCAAGAUUGAAACUGUCGAGGAGGACGACAAGCAACCCGAGACAACGGUUACUGUUGAAGAACUUCCGUUUGAAGAAGAGAAGCCUGAAGAAAUUCAAGAGCUUCCAGAGGAGGUUUGCGUCGUUGAAACCAUUACGGAAGAUGGCAAGCCUAAGAAGAAGAAGAUCCGCACUCGCGUUAUCAAGAAGGUCAAGGGUGACAAGCAAGAAGUCACCAAGAUUGAAACUGUCGAGGAAGACGACAAGCAACCCGAGACAACGGUUACUGUUGAAGAACUUCCGUUUGAAGAAGAGAAGCCUGAAGAAAUUCAAGAGCUUCCGGAGGAGGUUCGCGUAGUCGAAACCAUAACGGAAGAUGGCAAGCCUAGGAAGAAGAAAAUCCGCACUCGCGUUAUCAAGAAGGUCAAGGGUGACAAGCAAGAAGUCACCAAGAUUGAAACUGUCGAAGAGGACGACAAGCAACCCGAAACAACGGUCACAGUUGAAGAACUUCCGUUCGAAGAAGAGAAGCCAGAAGAAAUUCAAGAGCUUCCAGAGGAGGUUCGCGUAGUCGACACCGUAACGGAAGAUGGCAAGCCAUCAAAGAAGAGGAUUCGCACUCGCGUUAUCAAGAAGGUCAAGGGUGACAAGCAAGAAGUCACCAAGAUUGAAACUGUCGAAGAGGACGACAAGCAACCCGAAACAACGGUCACCGUUGAGGAACUUUCGUUUGAAGAAAGGAAGCCUGAAGAAAUUCAAGAGCUUCCGGAGGAGGUUCGCGUAGUCGAAACCAUAACGGAAGAUGGCAAGCCUAGGAAGAAGAAAAUCCGCACUCGCGUUAUCAAGAAGAUCAAGGGUGACAAGCAAGAAGUCACCAAGAUUGAAACUGUCGAAGAGGACGACAAGCAACCCGAAACAACGGUCACCGUUGAGGAACUUCCGUUCGAAGAAGAGAAGCCAGAAGAAAUUCAAGAGCUUCCAGAGGAGGUUCGCGUAGUCGACACCGUAACGGAAGAUGGCAAGCCAUCAAAGAAGAGGAUUCGCACUCGCGUGAUUAAGAAGGUCAAGGGUGACAAGCAAGAAGUCACAAAGAUUGAAGCUGUCGAAGAGGACGACAAGCAACCCGAAACAACUGUCACCGUUGAGGAACUUCCGUUUGAAGAAGAGAAGCCUGAAGAAAUUCAAGAGCUUCCGGAGGAGGUUCGCUUCGUUGAGACCAUUACGGAAGAUGGCAAGCCUAAGAAGAAGAAGAUCCGCACUCGCGUUAUCAAGAAGGUCAAGGGUGACAAGCAAGAAGUCACCAAGAUUGAAACUGUCGAAGAGGACGACAAGCAACCCGAAACAACGGUCACUAUUGAAGAACUUCCGUUCGAAGAAGAGAAGCCAGAAGAAAUUCAAGAGCUUCCGGAGGAAGUUCGCGUCGUGGAAACCAUUACGGAAGAUGGCAAGCCUAAGAAGAAGAAGAUCCGCACUCGCGUUAUCAAGAAGGUCAAGGGUGACAAGCAAGAAGUCACCAAGAUUGAAACUGUCGAAGAGGACGACAAGCAACCCGAAACAACGGUCACUGUUGAAGAACUUCCGUUCGAAGAAGAGAAGCCUGAAGAAAUUCAAGAGCUUCCGGAGGAGGUUCGCGUCGUUGAAACCAUUACGGAAGAUGGCAAGCCUAAGAAGAAGAAGAUCCGCACUCGCGUUAUCAAGAAGGUUAAGGGUGACAAGCAAGAAGUCACCAAGAUUGAAACUGUCGAAGAGGACGACAAGCAACCCGAAACAACGGUCACCGUUGAGGAACUUCCGUUUAAAGAAGAGAAGCCUGAAGAAAUUCAAGAGCUUCCGGAGGAGGUUCGCGUCGUUGAAACCAUUACGGAAGAUGGCAAGCCUAAGAAGAAGAAGAUCCGCACUCGCGUUAUCAAGAAGGUCAAGGGUGACAAGCAAGAAGUCACCAAGAUUGAAACUGUCGAAGAGGACGACAAGCAACCCGAGACAACGGUUACUGUUGAAGAACUUCCGUUUGAAGAAGAGAAGCCUGAAGAAAUUCAAGAGCUUCCGGAGGAGGUUCGCGUAGUCGAAACCAUAACGGAAGAUGGCAAGCCUAGGAAGAAGAAAAUCCGCACUCGCGUUAUCAAGAAGGUCAAGGGUGACAAGCAAGAAGUCACCAAGAUUGAAACUGUCGAAGAGGACGACAAGCAACCCGAAACAACGGUCACCGUUGAGGAACUUCCGUUCGAAGAAGAGAAGCCAGAAGAAAUUCAAGAGCUUCCAGAGGAGGUUCGCGUAGUCGACACCGUAACGGAAGAUGGCAAGCCAUCAAAGAAGAGGAUUCGCACUCGCGUGAUUAAGAAGAUCAAGGGUGACAAGCAAGAAGUCACCAAGAUUGAAACUGUCGAAGAGGACGACAAGCAACCCGAAACAACGGUCACCGUUGAGGAACUUCCGUUUGACGAAGAAAUUCAAGAGCUUCCGGAGGAGGUUCGCGUGGUCGAAACCAUAACGGAAGAUGGCAAGCCUAGGAAGAAGAAAAUCCGCAUUCGCGUUAUCAAGAAGGUCAAGGGUGACAAGCAAGAAGUCACCAAGAUUGAAACUGUCGAAGAGGACGACAAGCAACCCGAAACAACGGUCACCGUUGAGGAACUUCCGUUCGAAGAAGAGAAGCCAGAAGAAAUUCAAGAGCUUCCAGAGGAGGUUCGCGUAGUCGACACCGUAACGGAAGAUGGCAAGCCAUCAAAGAAGAGGAUUCGCACUCGCGUGAUUAAGAAGAUCAAGGGUGACAAGCAAGAAGUCACCAAGAUUGAAACUCUCGAAGAGGACGACAAGCAACCCGAAACAACGAUCACUGUUGAAGAACUUCCGUUCGAAGAAGAGAAGCCUGAAGAAAUUCAAGAGCUUCCGGAGGAGGUUCGCGUCGUUGAAACCAUUACGGAAGAUGGCAAGCCUAAGAAGAAGAAGAUCCGCACUCGCGUUAUCAAGAAGGUCAAGGGUGACAAGCAGGAAGUCACCAAGAUUGAAACUGUCGAGGAAGACGACAAGCAACCCGAAACAACGGUCACCGUUGAGGAACUUCCGUUUGAAGAAGAGAAGCCAGAAGAAAUUCAAGAGCUUCCAGAGGAGGUUCGCGUAGUCGAAACCAUAACAGAAGAUGGCAAGCCUAAGAAGAAGAAGAUCCGCACUCGCGUUAUCAAGAAGGUCAAGGGUGACAAGCAAGAAGUCACCAAGAUUGAAACUGUCGAAGAGGACGACAAGCAACCCGAAACAACGGUCACUGUUGAAGAACUUCCCUUCGAAGAAGAGAAGCCUGAAGAAAUUCAAGAGCUUCCGGAGGAGGUUCGCGUCGUUGAAACCAUUACGGAAGAUGGCAAGCCUAAGAAGAAGAAGAUCCGCACUCGCGUUAUCAAGAAGAUCAAGGGUGACAAGCAAGAAGUCACCAAGAUUGAAACUGUCGAAGAGGACGACAAGCAACCCGAAACAACGGUCACCGUUGAGGAACUUCCGUUCGAAGAAGAGAAGCCUGAAGAAAUUCAAGAGCUUCCAGAGGAGGUUCGCGUAGUCGAAACCGUAACGGAAGAUGGCAAGCCAUCAAAGAAGAAGAUUCGCACUCGCGUGGUUAAGAAGGUCAAGGGUGACAAGCAAGAAGUCACCAAGAUUGAAACUGUCGAAGAGGACGACAAGCAACCAGAAACAACGGUCACCGUUGAGGAACUUCCGUUUGAAGAAGAUAAGCCUGAAGAAAUUCAAGAGCUUCCGGAGGAGGUUCGCUUCGUUGAAACCAUUACGGAAGAUGGCAAGCCAUCAAAGAAGAAGAUUCGCACUCGCGUGAUUAAGAAGGUCAAGGGUGACAAGCAAGAAGUCACAAAGAUUGAAACGGUCGAGGAGGAUGACAAGAAAGCGGAAACGACGGUAACAGUCGAAGAAACUGAAUUAAGUGCUCCCAGUGUAGGCAGAGUUCAACUUAAAAAAAGAGUAAUCGUUCAAAAACCCGUAGAUGAUGUUACGGUAUUUGAAUUGCCUGAGCGGAAAUCAGUUAUACUUUCAGAAAAAGAAGAUGGAACUCCAACCAAAACUGUUAUUAAAACAAGAAUUAUUAAAAAGAUUCAAGGGCCGAACAUGGAGGUGACUAAAGUUGAAACCGUUGAGGAGUAUGAAAAAACACCAAAAACUAAUGUAUCGGUAGAAAAGUUUAAUAUGCCAUUCCCGGAGCUUCCUGAAGAAAGGCUAUCUGAAGUAGUUGUGUUACCUGAUGAAGUUUUUGAGUCUGAAGCUCUUGAUAAUGAAGGACGUUUAAAAAUUAUUAAAACCAAGAAACGUAUUAUUAAAAAACCUGCACUCGAUAAUACAGAAGAAGUAACUGAAAUAGGAAUUAUUGAACAAGACGAUACGGAGCCUAUAUAUUCAGUUAAAACACAUGAACGACCCUUAACUGAAUCGAAGCCAGAGGACGGUAAAUUAAUCGAGCUGCCCGAACAUGUGACAGAACUUAAAGUAAUUAUGCCUGAUGGGAAGAAAAAGAAAAAGACCAUUAAAUCCAGAGCUUUUAAAAAGAGUCUUGACGAUGAUCUUGACGAAGUUACAACAAUCCAUAUAAUAGAGGAGGAAGAUAAGGAACCACUAACUACAGUGAACAUAGAAGUUGUGCCUUCUGAUGAGAUAUCAAUCACGCCCACACCGAUAGAAGAGCUUCCCGAGGAAACCGUAUUUACCGAAGAAUUAGAUGAGAAUAAGAAGCCAAAGAAGAAAACUACAAAAACUCGAACAUUUAAAAAGCGAGGUCCAGAUGACGAUGAAUAUUUCCAAAUUCAAACAAUAGAUGAGGAGGGCAAGGAGCCCAUCUCGCUUAUUCGAGUUGUUAGCGAUGAAAAUAUUGCUGAUAUUAUCGAUAUUAGUAAACUUGAUGAUGAAAAGGUUUCAAAACACAAACAAAAGCCACACAAGCAUAAGGUGGAUAAACCAAAGGCCGAUAACACAGAAACGGAACACCCAGUUUACAUUACGACAUUUAAGUCUGUACAACACGAAGAUGGAGAAACAACCAUACAAACUGAAAACAAGCGAAUUUCUCAGGAGGAAGGCAUCGUUGUUGAGGAAGUCCUCAGCGAUACAGAACUCAUUCCAGAAGACAAAACACAAUUACACCUUGAAAUAACCGAAGUCAGCGAACCAACAGACCAAUACUACAAAGAGUACACUAUCACUGAACCUGAAGAGGCAAGUGCAGACGCCAUACAAAAACCAACUAAAGACAAUACACCAAAACAGAAAAAGACACUAAAAACUCCAAUUGAGGAAGUUGACGAAACUGUUAUAGUUGAAGAGGGUACAGGGGAACAGACUAACCAGACUACGAAACGAAAACCAAAAAAGGUUAAGGGUAACGUACAGGUAGAGGUUGUUGAUGAGAAACCAAGUGAAAAGAAGGAAAAGGCAAAGAAAAAUAAAGUGGUCAAAACAAAACGAGAUGAAAUGGAUGACUACAUACAAUUUCUCAUACACCAAGAAAUCCCAAAGACUGUUAUUCAACCGUAUCGUCGCACCGAAAUGGAACUUCCUCAAAGAGCACGUCGUGACUCAUCCUUUAAACAGCCAGUCAAGCUUACUCCAAUGAAAAUUGAGAAAGUCGAGAUUAAAAAACCCAAAAUGGUUGAAAUAAGUUCGGUAGUGGAAUUCCCACAAAUGCUCAAACUUAAAGCCCCUAAACAACGUCCACAGGAAGAGAAAAAGAAGAAGAAUGAAGCUUCUUUUAAAAACAAAAAAUUGAAGAGUUGGAUCAGAUUUGUACCAUAUGCGCCAUACUGUUUCCCAUAUGUAGUUACCGAAUUAGAAACUAUCCGCGAAGUAGGAGAACUUUCACGAAAUGUUGCCGAAGCAGAAGAGGUAUUGAAAUUGCGUCCAAGGAAAUUUAAGCAUUCAAAGCCCGAAAAGGCUGAAAUUGAAGAAGCCGAUCUAGAGGCAUUUGAAUCUGAUCAUUCCGAAAAAUCUAACAAGGAACUAUUACACCCGAAAUACAAACGCUCCAAAAAGCAAAAGAGCGAAACUCCGGAUGAAUCAAGGAAACUUAAGCUUGGAAAGGGUAAAAUUCUACAAAAUGAGGAAGGAUCUGAGGAAGUUAAUUUGAAACCAGUUAAGCCUGAUAUCGCAGAGAUUACAGGUGGUGGAAAGCCUGUGAAGUCACAGGAAAAUGAAGUUGUCAAGAAGAAGAAGACCAAAAAGAGCACCAGGCCUGAAGAAGGACUUCAACUGGAACCCAUUGAAUUCAAAGAGAUGGAGGGAACCUCUGAGAUCACAGAAGAAUCCGACACAUCUGUGUCUGUAGACUCUACCACACAGGAGAAACCUAUAUAUAAAAAGAAUAAGAAGGUGACUCCUAGUACAAAGGGAAACCAGUUCGAAAUAUUACCAGGGAAACCAAGGGAACUUGAAGAAAGCCCAGAAGAUGACCUUAAUCUGCGCAAACGACAAGGUGAAAGGCCUGAUAAUGAAAUGACAGAUAUCAAGCUCAAACCAUAUUAUAAGUUCGAAGUGAUUGAUCUGGAACCCGAAGGCGACCAAGCUGAAACAGUACCUUUUAUUGAAUUAAUAGGAAAAGAACCCAAGAAAAAACGAAAGAUAAAGGUUAAGACGGAACAAGAAGAUAACACCAUUGAAAUCGUACCACUUUCUCCUGUGGAUAAGGAUGAACCAAUCUUUGAAAUUACAGUCACAAGCUCAGAAACUCUUCAAGAGGACUCAAAAUCCAACAAAAUUGCUAAGAAAAAGGUAAAGCGCAUGAAUAAACAGGAAUUGGAUGAUUUUGUUACAGACUUACAAGAGAAGCCAAAUCAGAAGGUCUAUGAGACUAGCAUGUCUGAUUUCUAUGAGGUAAAGUUGACCGAAUUGCCGUCAGAGUCUGUCAAAGAUAAGCCUAAGAAACGCAGGUUAAAACAUGAAAAGGGCGAUGAAGUGCAAGUUUUGGAAAUUGUUGAAGGCCUGGUGGGCCCCGGUGAAGAGCCUUUCUAUGAAAUAACUGUAAUAUCUAGUGAAAAUACUGAAGAAGAAAGUGGAGAGAUAUCAACUGAUAAGAUCAAAAAGAAAUCUUCGAAAAUUAAAAAGGAUGAGCUCGAUGCCUAUAUACAGCAGUUGAUCAAUGCCGAAAUCCCAGUAACAGAACUAGAAAAAUAUGAAAAAAUCGAUGUAGAUGGUAAGGCAAAAAAACCUAAAAAGCAAAAGCCAAAGCCAAAGAAAGCAUUGAUUGAUGAAGGAGAAACACUUCAAGUUGGAGUCACAGAGCAUGAGCCAACCAAAAAAUCAAAAACAAAAAGACCGGAGUUAAAGAAAACUGUAAUAGAUAAAGAAUUGGAUGAGCACGAAGCUGUUCCAGAACACGAUGAGUUCCUUAUCAACAAAAUUGAGUCGGAACGUCCUCAAGAUGAAAACAUUGAAGAAACAGAAAUAGAAAUCUUGCCGGUCGUAGAUAAAGUUUUGGCAGAUUUAAGUGAUUGCCUACCUUUUGUGGUUGUUGAGGAAGAUUUCAAGAAUAUGCCAUUGGAGCAUGAUGAAAUUCGUUUGGAAGAUGAGAAAAUACUAAGAAAACGAAAGGUCAGAGCUAGAAAGGACUCCAAAUUAUACGAAAUCGAAAUAAUUGAAACCGAAAAACUAGGUGACAAGCCUGAUGAAGCGAAGGUUAUAGUUAUAACGACAGAAAUUUCUGGUGAUACCAUCGACGCACCCGCUUCAUCUACUACUGAGGUACCGAAAAAAUCUGUUAGAAAGGUUAAGCAAGAGAAGCUAAAAGAAUUCAUUGUCAAAAUAGUCGAGGAAGCCCCAUUAGAUGACGUCUAUGAAAUAUGUGAAGAAGUUUCAAGACCUCCUGCCGAAGAAAGCUUGGAGAAAAAUGAUAUUAGUUCAUUCACAACUACGGUAGGGGAUGAGCAAAUAGAAGAACCUUUUCUGCCAGAAGAAACAAAAACGGUGGACGAUGCUCGCAUGAAAAAAGACAAGAAAAAGAAAACUGAUAAUCAGCAAAAGAUAAAAUCAUCCGACUUUAAACCUACUCCAACCUCAGAAUAUUCAGCAAUUACGGAAUAUACUCCAAAGAUUUCAGAACAUGAUGAAAAUCCUGAAACGGACGAAUAUUUGGUAGAAGUAAAAGAAAGUUUGCCAAAAUCCAAAAAGAAAUCUGCAAAGAAGCAAAAGGAGGAAUCCCUCGCUGGGCCUAUUUCGUUUUAUACCAUUCGUAUUGAGGAAUCGACCCCAGAAACUUUCACCGAAAAAAUAGAUGAAAACGGUAAGGAAGUUGUACGUGUCAUUAAUAAGAGAAAAAUUAUAAAGAAAGAGGGACCGAGGGAAUAUCUAAUCGAAGUUACUGAAACAUAUGAAGAUAACAAGCCAGAAGCAGAUGUUUUAGUUCGGACCACUGAGACAACGCCAACAAUCGAUUCCACGCCUCAGGAACACCACAAUAUUAAAAUCGUACAGAAAAAGAAGCCAAAGACCGAAAACCUUGACAAUUAUAUUAUAAAACUAAUAGAUCAAGAAAUUCCACAUCAAGAAAAUAAAGAAUUUGAACCCACUGUACUGGAGACCUCUCCAGAGUCUAAAAAGCGAAAGAAAAUUAAGAAACAUCACAAAAAAACUACCGAGGUUAUUGACGGUAUUCCGAUUACUGUAUAUGAAGUAACAAUACAUGAGAGUGAAACUGAUGAAGAUGAUUAUAAGCCAGAUGAACACACUUUAGUGGAAACUGAUCAUGAGGAUAUAGAGGAGGCUCCCAAAGACCUGAAAACAAAAGUCUCAAAAGAAAAGCCUAAAUCAAUGAAAGAAAAAUCGUUAAAGUUCCAAAUAGCUGAGGAAGACAACCCUCAAACAGUAAUUGAAGAUAUCUUGGAGGAUGUGCAAGUUGUACAAAUUAUUGAAGAAGACGGCACACCAAAACACGUGGAAAUUAAGAAAAAGAAGGUUUCCCGCAAACAGGGUCCAAAGGAACAAAUCUUUGAAAUUACUGAGAAAAAAACUGGCGAUGAACCUUUAUCUGAAGUAACUAUUGUGGAGAUUACAGAAGAACAGCCUCAAGAAGAAGUCUUAGCGGUUCAAGAGAAGAAAUCAAUUAAAAAACCAAAGAAACUAAGGCCUGAAGAUGUCAAUAGUUAUGUAAUUAAUGUCCUUGAGGAGUUAGCUGAACCCAUUCGAUUCGAUAAACUUACGGAAGACGCAGAUGACAAGCCACAACCAGUUAUGGGAAAUAUUUCGGAAGAUGUACAAGUUAUGCAAAUUGUUGAAGAAGACGGCACAUCAAAACAGGUUGAAAUUAAGAAAAAGAAGGUUUCUCGCAAGCAUGGUCCAAAGGAACAAAUCUUUGAGAUAACCGAAACAAAAGCUAGUGAUCAACCUUUAGCUGAAGUAACAAUUGUAGAAGUAACGGAAGAAGGCUUAAGUAAAGACGUUCUGAUACCUAAGGAAAAGAAAACUGUAAAGAAGCCAAGGAAACUGAAGCCUGAAGAUAUCCAAAGCUUUGUAAUUAAUGUUUUGGAAGAGUUUAAUGAACCUGAUGAUGAUGCUAAUGCCGAAAAACCAAUAAUUGUGGACAUUGCAGAAUCCGUUGAAAUUAUUCCAGUUACUGAAGAAGAUGGCAUAACUAAGGAGGUUGAGGUUAAGAGGAAAAGGGUUUCCCGCAAACAAGGUACGAAGCAACAAGUUUUUGAAGUCAUCGAGAGAAAAACUAGUGACGAACCUUUGGCUGAAGUUACAAUCAUCGAGCUUGGUGGUGACAAAUCUCAAGAAGACAUUAUUCUACCCAAGGAAAAGAAACCAAUCAAGAAAACAAUUAAAUUAAAGCCUGAAGACGUCGAAAGCUAUGUCGUUAAUGUUUUGGAAGAGUUUUGUGAGCCUCAAAACUUUGAGAGAAGUGAGCCUACUGAGGGAGAAGCAUUUGAAACUAAAACAAAACACAAAAAGUCCAAGAAGCCAAUUGAGAAAGCACUAGAAAAUGUUAUCCUUAUAGAAGAAAUGGCUCCUGAAACGGUUAUAGAAAAUAUUGUAAACGAAAAGGGAGAAGAAGUUAAACAAGUUAAAACAACCAAGAAACUUAAGAAAAAGGAAGGCCCUAAGGAGUAUCUCAUUGAAAUAAAAGAAACUUAUGAAGAAAAUAAGCCAGAGGGCGACAUUGAAAUAACAACUACAGAGUUGGCUCCUGAGAACGCUUCUGAUGCCUCUGAUGAUCAACCAGUCUUUGUUCUCCAGAAAGUGAAAAAGAAGAAGCCUGUCAAAGACGAUCUUGACAGAUAUAUACAGCAGUUAAUCGAACAGGAAAUCACAAAAACCCCUCUAGAAGAAUAUGAACCAACCGAAAUGGAUUCGAAAAAGAAGCCUAAAAAGAAAGUAAAAUCUCACAACAAGAAAACCAUUGAAGUUGUUGAUGGAUUACCAGUUACCAUUCACGAGUUCAAUGUGGAGGACAUAGUUCCAAAACCUGAGGUCAUGGAAAAACCAGAAAGUAUGUUACAGGAAAUUAAGGAAAUACCACAACUGCCAGACGAUUCUUCCAAUUACCUUAUAAACAUUUCUGAUGAAUUUUCUGAAGCGGAUAAGCCAAUAAAACAGCCUACUGAGGAGGUACCCAUAAAAAAAGAGAAGCCAUUAAAACAGAAAAAGAACGUUGAGAGUCCCGUAUCAUUGGAAACACAUGAUCACACUGUUGAAGUCGUUGCUGAACCCACAUUGGAAGGAACUGUUAAAGACGUAACUGUCAAGAAACGAAAGGUAUCCCGUAGAAAGGGGUCUAAAGAUCACAUUUUUGAAAUUACGGAAACAACAAGUGAGGAUCGGCCCACGGCUGAAGUUACAGUAGUUGAGUUGACCACCGACGAAAUCUUAGCUUCUGAAGAAAAACCGAAGUAUGAAAGAAAGGUUGUUAAAAAACCAAAGCAGUUAAAGAAAGAGGACGUGGAAGAAUAUAUAAUUAAUAUUAUCGAAGAAUUCGUACAGCCAAUUCCAGUUGGCCUAGUUGAAGGUGAAGUAGAAAAAGUCCAGGAGGAAAAGUCUAAGAAACCGAAGAAAUCUCCAACAACGUACAUAGCCACAGAACAUGAAGACAAAGAUAACGAUGUCGUUGCGUUGGUUAGGGAGGACUUAGAGCAAACUAUUGAGAGCGGUUUAGAGAAGCCUUCAGAAUCACUUCAAUUUACCAUUAGUGUUGAAGAAGAACCUGUUGGUGAAGAACAAAAACAACCUAAGCCGAAAAAGAUAACCAAGCCAAAGUCGAUCAAGCAGCCUUCUGUAGAUCAAAGCCUAGACUAUCUUGUUAGGGUGGUAGCUGAAGAAAGCAUACAAGAUGAACCAAUCCCUGAAGAUGAUGUGGUAUCUGAAGCUGCAGAAGAUAAACCUUCUGAAGAACCAACUUUCCAAGUAGAAGAAAUCGAAACCGAAGCGGUGGAAAAAGAAGUUACCGACGAUAAGGGAGAAACGACAAAGCAAAGUGUAACCAAAAGAAAAAUCAAAAAGCAAGUUGGCCCCAAGGAAGAAAUUAUUGAAAUUGUAGAGACGAAGACAGGUGAUACUCCAGAGUACGAAGUAAUUGUAACUACCGAAGAGGUUCAAGAAACUAGCGAAGAAGCUCCAGAAGAGAUAAAACCGAAAACGGUCCGCAAAGCUAAAAAGAUUCCAAAGGAUGAUCUUCAGGAUUAUAUUCAGAAGCUUAUUGAGCAAGAUAUUCCAAAAACCGAACUGGAAAAAUAUGAAAAAAUUGACUUAGACGAGCCCGUAAAAAUGAAAAGAAAGCUCAUCAAAAAGGUCAAGCAAUCUGAAGAACAACCAACAAAAGAAACUGAAGAGCCAUUGGAGGAUAAAUCUGUUGUGAAGAUUUCUGAAUAUCCUGAAGUUGCCAGUGACGAACAAAAGCUAACGAUUGUUCUUAAGGAAUUUGUUCCACAAAAGUCAGAAGAAAAUCCUUUCGAAAUAGUAGUACUUGAAGAAACGGUAGAAACCAAUCAGGAGCCAGAUGAAGAUGGAAUCGUAAGAGAAAAGGUGGUUAAGACUAAAAAGAUAAAGCAGAAUAGAGGUUCAGUAGAAAUGGUUCAUGACAUAGUCGAGGAAGUCGAUAAGGAUUCAAACGAAUCUGCAAUAACAGUCACGACAACCGUUCCAAAGGAAACACCUGAUCAGGAACAACCGUCAGUAAAACAAAAACGUACAAAGAGGAUUAAGAAAGAAGAAGUUGAAGACUUUAUCAAACGAGUUAUUGAGGAGGAGGCACAGCCACAGCCAAAUGAGCACGUGGACGUAGUGGCUAUCGAUGAUUUCGUUCCCAAACCAAGUUCUGAGAAGAGGAAAAAGAAGACAAUAAAAGAAAAGCAAUCUUCCAUUGAGGAAAAAACGCCUCACCAGGAUAAAGUUAUAUUCACUGAGUCUGUUCCAGAGGGCUCUCCAGUUAGUGAUGAUCUUAUAACUGUGGUGGAUUCAGUACCAAUCGCAGAAGAACCAGAAAAACAAGUAAAUCAAAAUGAAGACACUAGGAAACCCGAGAAGACAAAAAAACCAAAGUCUUUAGCUACAAAACACACGGAAAACCUACUAGAGGACACUCUUGAAAAGCCUUUGGAGGUUUUACAGAAGGAUUCUGAGCCGGAAAAACCAGAUGUUCAGGAAUUCAUUGUUUCUAUUAAGGAAGACAAACAAAAGCGUAGUCAACCAGAAACGAAGAAAACUCCCAAAAUAACAACCGAACCCCCAAAACAGCCUUUAACGGAACAAUACGAAAUUUCAAUAAAGGAACAGGUGCUGGAACCGGAAGAAGAAAGGCCGUUUACAGUUCAGAUAAUUCAAAGCGAAACAAACGUAGAAGAAACCAAAGAUGACACUGGAAAAGUGCAUAAGCAAGUUACUACAAAACGAAAGUUGCGACGACCUGACGGUGAAAGUGAAAUAGAGAUUAUUGAAGUUGUUAGGGAUGAUCAGCCUGAGGCGGAAAUAACUAUUGUAGAGUAUGAGCCAGAGCAUGUAAGCCAGAACGAAAAACCCAAAGAACCUAAAAAGAAAACGAGAAAGGUUAAAAAGGAUGACAUACAUGACUACAUACAAAAGUUAAUUGACUUGGAAACACCAAAGACGGAGCUUGAAAGGUAUGAGAAAAUCGAAUUCGAACCAGUGGUCAAGGAUAAACCAUUGGAUAGCCUGAUUGACGUUGUGGAGGAAGCUCCCAUUGAAGUGCCGAAAAAACAUAAAAAGCCGAAGUCCAAAGAAAUUCCGAUAGAGGAAUCUUCUGUUCCGGAUCAAUAUGCAAAGGUCAAAGUGGUCGAAGAAGAAGCUCCUGACCAACCGGAACUACCAGUCCAAAUUCUAGAAGUUCAGCCAGUAGAGGUAGAUGUUAAAGAGGUUAUAACUGAAGCUGGCAAGCCGGUUAGUGAAAAGACUACUAAGCGAGUUUUGAAGAAGGUGGGACCCGAGGAACAAACAACUUUCAAGAUUACAACGAUUGAAAGCGAGGAUAAUGAUUCGGUUACAGUUAUUGUUGACGAAGAACCAGAAAUAGUUUCCCCACAGUCUACCGAAGAACAUCCAGAACAGCCUGAAGAAAAACUAGCGCCAAAACCCAAAAAAACUGUAAGAAAGGUUAAAAAGGACGACUUACACGAAUACGUAAAGAAACUAAUAGAAGAAGAAAUUCCUAAGGUGGAACUUGAAAAAUAUGAAAAGGUAGAUAUGCCAGAAAAACCAGUAAAACAAGCUCCUUCUGAAUCUAUUACGGAAGACGCAACACCUGAACAAUCCCAACCAAUAUCAAUAGCACACGACACAACGAAACCCAAGAAAACUAAAACGCAUAAGCCAAAGACAGAAGACGCAGACCAGCAAGUACCGGACGAACCGACAGAGACCACAGUAGACACCACUGAAAUACCAGAGUUUACACCAACCCAAAUUGCACAGCCUGAGGACACAGCCACUGCACAAAUUACACCAAGCGAACAAGAAGAGAAAUCUACUCAAGAUGACACUAAAGAUACAAUUCAAAAAACAGUUAAACAUAAAAAAACAAAACCAGACACACAAAAAAGCGUUGAAACAAGUGAACUACCAGAGGUUCAAAAAGACUAUCAAAUUAGCAUCAUUCACGAAGAGCCUGUCGAGGAAGACCAGCCAGAAAAGAUUUUGGAGGUUAGAGUUAUCGAUGAAGUCGCCGAGGUGGAAGAAUCACAGCCCAUUGUGGAAGAGGUUGAAGAGGAGGAACCGCAGCCAGCUAUAGAAGAAACUGUUGAGGACGUCACGAAACCUAAGUCUAAAAAGAAGAAGGUAGUUAAAAAGAAAACCGAUGACCAUGACGAACUCAUCAAAAAGAUGCUGGAGCAGGAAAUAGAGAAGACUGAACUGGAGAAAUACGAGAAAAUUGAAUUUGAUGUUCCCAAGAAACUCAAACCGGAAUUCGCCGCUCUUGAACCAAUAAAAAUUGAGCGCAAAGAGCAGAAGCCAACAAAGGUGACAAUUCUCGAUGCCACUGAUGUUCCUAAAACGGUGAAGCUAAAACCAAGUAAACGUAAGGAGAAACCUGCCGAGGAACUGACUGUUCAACUUCCAAAGUUCAGACUUAAGGCCCGUAUGGUCUGGGUUGACUUCCCUCCAGCUCCCCUAAUUCCGAAAACCACUGAUAUUGGGGCCAUUAAGGACAAUGGAGAACUGUCUCGUAACAUCGAAGAGGCUGAAGAAGUUCUAAAGUUCAAGCCGCAUAAGACUAAGAAAAUUAAGAAAAUCAAGGAUGAUUUAGAAAAGGUCGAGCUCGAAAAGUACGAGAAAUACAUAAGUAGCGAGGAAGAACCAGAGGAAAAGACCCCUUAUAAGAAACCUGAAAAGGUACCAAGACCAGAGGAAAAACAAGAGGAUGUAAAGCUUAAGCUGGGCAAGGGUAAGAAAAAGCCAAUGGAGGAAAACGCGCCCGAAAAUGUUACUCUCAAAAACAUUCCGCAAAAGCCGCAGGAAGUUGAGGAAGAAGUGGAACUUAAACAGAAACCUAAAAAGGUUGAUAUUGUUGAGGAACAAACCAGGAAGCCCAAGGAAGGGGAAUUCGUUGUGGAGCCAUUUGAACCAUCUGAAUUUGACCGUCCUGAGUACGUACCCGAUGAACUUGAGCCGAUCGAACAUCCAGAGAUGCCCGAGAAAGUCAAGAAGCCGUCUAAGACUAAGUACAAGCCUAAAGAUAAGUCUAAGCCAGAGCCGGAAACCAUUAUAUCGGAGAUUGUUGCUGGGGUUCCAAAGGAGGAAGAGGUAAUACCCAAACCGGAUGUAAAGUUCCGUAAGCCUGAGAAAGACGCUCCAGAAGAGACUGACUCUGAAAUUAAGCUACGGCCUGUACCUCAGGCUCCCAAGUCUGAAGAACCUAGCGAACAAGCGGUUGUGAAACCCAAGGCAGAGGAACCCCUUUCCGAAGAAACCAAAGAUAAGACCGUUGAUGACGAAAAGAAACCAAAGAAAUCUAAGGCCAAAAAGGUUCAGCCAAAGGAGGAGGAGAUUGCCACGCAAGAACCCGAACAAUUUGAGGUAUCGGUGAAAGAGUCGGAAACUGUAGUUGAAAAACCCGCUGAAACCGAAAAGCCAAAAGAAGUUAAGGUGAAAGAGAAGAAACCCAAGGAAGCACCUGUGUCCGAAGUAGUAGUUUUGGAAGAAGAGCCUAAGCCAGAAGAAGUACCUGAGGAAAUACCUGUGGAGUACAAGAUAACAACUACAGUCUUGGAGCCAGAGGAUGCACCCAAGGAACAUCAAGUCAAAGUCAUUGAUUUUGAUGAGCGUCAAGAAACUACCGAGGAGGUAAUUGAAGAAAAGGUCGUGACGCGCAAGAAGAAACCAAAACCACAGCAACCUGAAGAGUUUGAGGUCACCUUAAAAGAGCCAAAAGAAGAAUCUGUACAACCGGAGGUAGUUUCAGCUGAAAUCCCUUUGCCAAUUGAGCAACCCGAACCGAAGCCAGAACAGUAUGAAGUUGAAGUUAAAAUAACUGAAACUUUACCAGAAGAGCCCGAUAAUGUGCAAAUCGCAGUCAAAGAAAAGGUCAAAGCAAAGCCUGUUAAGGAAGUCAAAGAGGAUCAAAUUGUCGUGGUUGAGGAAGAAGAACAGAAGCAAGUAGUUGAGGACACGGUCGAGGAGGUUGAAAAGCAGGAAGAAAAGAAGAAGUCAAAGAAACCGAAAUCAUACGAGUUCAAAAUUUCUGAAACCCAAUCUAUUGAGGAAAAGCCAAUAGAAGUGGUUGAAGAAACUCCUGAGGAAACACCGAAGGUUGUAGAGAAAAAGGUUGCCGAGAAAUUCGAUUCCUACGAAUUCACUCUGAAGGAAACUGAUGCGGAUAAGGUAAUCGUAGUGGACGAUAUGCCCGAGGAUGAAACCCCUGUAGAGGUUGUAUUAAAGAAAAAACCCAAGGAACCUGAAGCAGUCGAGGCCGAGGUUGUAAUGACCGAACCCAAGGUCGUAGAAGAAACGACUGUGGAAACUGCAAUCAAACAGAAAAAGACGAAAAAAACGAAAAAGAACGAAGAGGAAGCUCAAUUAGAAAUCAAGGUUGUCGAAAGUGAAGCCUCUGUUCCCGAAGAAGUGUUGACUGAAGCUCCUGAGAGUAAGAUUGUAGAGGAGGAAGUUACUGUGGAAGAAAAGCCUAAAGACUUCAGAAUUCGCGUUUCUGAAACAGAAACUAAGCCCGAAGAGGCAAUUGUGGAACAGUUUACAGUUAAAAAACGCAAACCUUCUGUUACUUUCGCCGACGAACCUGCCACUGAAAUCGUUUUCAAGGAGAGCAAGCCCACUGAAGUUGUUACUGAGGACGCUCAUAUAAAGACCAAGAAGCCGAAGAAGAAGGUAAAGGAUGUGGAAGCUGAGGAGCUUAAGAUUCAAAUCACUGAGGAACUUCCACAGGAAAUUCCCAUAGUGGAAGAGGUCUCGGAGGAAGAGGUGAUUACUGAAAUUAAGAAGGCAGCUCCGGCUGUUGAAGAGAAGACAUACAAAAUUGGCAUCAAGGAGACGGAGCCGGAAAAACAUGCAGAUGUAAUUGUCGAGGUGGAGCCAGUGGUAACAGAGCCAGUUGAGGAAGAACCGAAACCAGAAGUUUUCGAGGAACACAAGGUUAGAGUCAUUGAGGAAACACCUAGAGAAUUGGUAGAGGAAGUCAUUGAAGAGGAGGUCAAGGUUAUUCGCAAAAAGAAACCUAAGCCAGAAAUUAAGGAGGAACCCGAGGCGGAAGUUACUGUCUCUGCUCCAAGGCCUGUCGAUGAAGUGGAAGCUACGUCUAGUAUUUCUGUUAUUCCAGAACAACCUACUGAGGAUGAGGCCGCUGAUCUUAAGAUAACAAUAAUUGAAGAAGAAACACCACCACAAGAACUUGUCCAAGAAAUUGAAGAAAUUGAAAUUGUCGAGGAACCAAAGGCUCUUGAAGAACAACCUACGGAUUUCGAUUUCGUCACGAGGGAUUCCGAAAAGGAACCGACUGUGGAAGAGCUGCCCGAGGAACAAGUCACGAUCCAGAAAAAGAAAAAGGCGCCAGUACCAGAAGUAGUCGAAGAACCCGAAGCUGAGUUUUUGGUUAAGCCAAAGACGCCUGUACAAGAAGUUACUGAAGAGGCUAAGAUAACGAAGAAGACUAAGAAACCAGUAAAGGAAGAAGAGGCCGCAGCAGAGCUUAAAGUAACUAUCACUGAAGAAGUUCCCGCUGAACCAGAGGUUCAAAAAAUUAUGGAGGAAAUCGGAGAGAUCGUGGAAGAAAAACCUACAGAGUAUGAAAUUGAAGUUAAGGAAAGUAAACCAGAAGCUGUAGAAGAAAAGGAAGUUACCUUACCGAAAAAGAAACAGAAGGCUCCAGUGGUUGAAGAGCCAGAAGCUGAAGUAACUCUAAAACCAAAGGCAAAGACGGAAGAAGUUCAGGAAGAAGCGAAGAUAGUAAAGAAAAAGCCAAAGAAAAAUGUCGAAGAAGCAGUAGCCGAAGAGCUUACAGUCAAGGUUGAAGAAGAGGUUAUUCCAGAACCGAUUGUGGAAGAAGAAGUGAUAGAAGAAAUCCAGAUCAAAAAGAAGCCAGUAAAGCCGGAGCCAGAGGACAUUGUAGAUGCUGCGGUUGUGAAACUAAAGAAACCGAAACCAGUAGAUGCUGAAGAAGUUGUGGCUGAAGUUACUCUUAAGCCAAAGGCUGAAAAGGAGGUUAAAGAGGAAGAAUAUUCCGUUGAUGUUAAGCUUCCAAAGGAAAAGAAGAUUACAGAGGAAACUUCUGACCAAACUGUACAGCUCAAGAAAAAGAAGAAGCCGCAGAAAACGGUGGAAGAGGCUGCGGAUGAGCUUAAGCUACAGCAAACUGUUGUCGAAGAAAGACCUGUGGAAAUUGAAGAAGAAGAGAUCGUGGAAGAAGCAGUCAUCAUUCGCAAGAAGCCAAAUAAGCCUUUCGAGCCGACGGUUGAAGAUCUCGAAGAAACAGAGUUCAGUCUCUCCUUUAAAAAGCCCCAUACCAUUAAUGAGGGUGUGGAAGAGGCUGCCACAGUUCUCAAAAAACGACCAGUCAAACCCACUACUCUGGAUGAAGCUGCAGCUGAACUUUCUAUCAAGCGUCAGGAAGAAGAAUACGACGAGGGCGACGAUAUCGAAGAGUUUGUCGUCAGCCAGCAAAGAAAGCCAAAGCCUUUGCAAAUCACAGAAGAAGAUGAGGAGGCCUACACAGUGAAGAAACUUAAGCGUCGAAAGCAAGUAGACAUUCCCGAAUACGCGGACGUUGAGAACGUCACAUUCCGUGCGAGAAGUACCAAGACCAAGGAAGAUGUCGAUCAAGAGUUCAACAUUGCCCUGGACUCAUAUGCCGAGGAGGAAAUUUCCAUGUCUGGAAAGGUGAAGUUAAAGAAGCCUAUUAAGAAGACCUUCUCCGAAGCAGCCGAUGAAGCCAAAAUAAAGAUCAUUCAGGACUUUGACGACGGUGAAGAACCCAUUAUCGAAGAAAUUCGAGACGAUGAGGAUACCAUCGAUGAAGUCGAGGAGCCAGAAGAAUACUUUGUUGAGGAAUUGCCACCAGACGAGGUGGAUUUCAAGCUUAAGCCAAAGAAGCACUCGAAACCAGCCUAUUCUGUUCAAGAUGAAGAGGAAGAACAAUUCCUAAUUGGCAUUCGUCAUCCCAAACGCGAUUCGAUCACAUACGACGAGGAUUCUCUUACCUUUAAGAAGAAGCGUAAGGUUGUGCAACAACUUUUCAAUGAAGAUGGAGCUUCGCUUAAUAUUACCAGAGAAAUGAAUGUUGAAGAAUCCGAGAAUCUCAAUGUUAUGUACUCGAUCUGCAACUAUAUUGCCGACAACAACGAGGCUAUAAACCUAGUCGAGGGUGAGAAGGUUACGGUCGUUGGCCGUCACAGCUCAGAGUGGUGGUACGUGAAGAAAAGCAUUACGGAAGAGGAAGGCUGGGUUCCAGCUCAAUAUCUGAUGGAACCCGAGGAAUACGCGCAGUAUGUGCAAAAUAAACUGCACGAGAAAAUCGAUAAGCUGCCUGUAUUUGAACGUCCUGGACCAGAAGACAAGCCUAUUGCCCCAAGAUUUAUUGAAAAGCUGCAACCGAUUCACACUCCUGACGGCUACACGGUGCAAUUCGAGUGUAAGGUGGAGGGCAAUCCACGACCCCAGAUUGCCUGGUUCCGCGAAACUGCUAUUAUCAAACCCUCUCAAGACUUCCAAAUGUUCUAUGAUGAUGACAAUGUUGCAACCUUGAUCAUUCGCGAGGUGUUCCCCGAGGAUGCCGGCCAAUUCACAGUUGUGGCAAAGAAUGCUGCUGGUUUCACAUCCAGCACAACGGAACUAAUUGUUGAAAGUCCACUAUCUGAUCACGGCUCUGAUGCCACAGCUCUUUCACGUCGCAGCAUGUCUCGUGAAUCCUCGCUAGCCGACAUAUUGGAGGGCAUUCCACCAACUUUCUCCAAGAAACCCAAGGCUCAAUAUGUGAACGAGAAUACAAAUGUGAUUCUUGAGUGCCGACUGGUGGCCGUGCCUGAACCCGAUAUUGUCUGGACCUUCAAUGGCGAAGACAUUGAUGAGGAAGAGAUUAAAAACAUUCGCAUCGUUACCGAAUCCGACAUGCACAUGUACUGCAGUGUGGUGCACAUCUCAAAGGUUAAGAAAUCGCAGGAAGGUACCUACGAGGUUAUUGCAACCAAUCGCGAGGGCGAGGCUCGUCUGCCAAUCACCCUCAAGGUGCGCACCACCGACAAGGAGGCUCCGCAAAUCCUGGAGCCCUUGCGCAACAUGGUUAUACGCGAAGGCGAGAGUGUCGUACUUUCUACGCAAAUUGUAGGUAAUCCACCGCCAAAGGUAACCUGGUAUAAGGAUGGCAAGCCUGUUAAGAACGCCAAGUCCGACAAGGAUUUGCAUACCCUAACAUUAAUUACACCACAAAAGUCUGAGAAGGGUGAAUACACGGUAAAGGCUGUGAACCCCUUGGGUAGCGCGGAGACCACUGCUAAUCUAACAAUUGAAGAGCUUGCUGGCGGUAAUGCUGAGCCACCACUUUUUGUAGAACGCUUUGAGGAGCAGAAUGUUCCGCAAAAGGGCGAAAUUCACUUGCCAGCCAAGGUUUCUGGUAACCCGGUGCCUGAGGUUCAAUGGCUGUUUAACAACACGCCAUUGUUCCCCAGCGACCGCAUCCAGCAGGUUUACGAUGGCGAGAACAUCGAGCUUAUCAUCAAGGAUGCCAAUCCAGAAACCGAUUCUGGUGACUACAAAUGUAUUGCAAGUAAUCCCAUUGGCAAAACUUCACACGGUGCCCGUGUGAUUGUCGAGGUUGAUGAAGUGACGUUUACAAAGAAGCUUAAGAAGACCAUCACCAUUGAAGAGGUACAAUCUCUUACCCUGGAGUGUGAGACCUCUCACGUAGUCACCACCAAGUGGUUCUUCAACGGCAAGGAACUCAGUGGAAUGGAUCAUCGCGUCGUGGUUGAGGAUGGCAAGACUCACAAGUUGGUAAUCAGAAACACGAAUCUACGUGACUCUGGAACCUAUACAUGCAAGGUUAAGAAGCAAGAAACUCAAUCGACUGUCGAUGUGCUGCAACGUAAGCCGGACUUUAUCAAGGUUCUCGAGGAUUACGAGGUAACCGAAAAGGAUACCGCCAUUUUAGAUGUGGAGCUUACUACCGAGGCGACCGAAGUCACUUGGUACAAGGACGGCGAGAAGAUCACUCCAGAAAACAAGAACGUCGAGUUUAUCAAGGAUGGAAAGGCUCGUCGCCUGGUUAUCCGCGAUGCCACCAUCCACGACGAGGGUCAGUACACAUGCAAGAUCGAGGGACAGGAGUGUAGCUGUGAGCUAGUUGUAAUCGAGCUACCACCUGAAAUUGUGAAGCCACUGAAUGACGUUGCAGUGACCAAGAGCGAGAAUGCUAUUUUCGAAGUCGAACUUAGCAAGGGCGAUGCCCUUGUCAAAUGGUUCAAGAACGGAAAGGAAAUUGAUUUCAAUGAGCGCAUUCAAUUGGCCAUCGAUGGCAAGAAACAAUCCCUGCGCAUUGUCAAGGCCAAGCCCGAAGAUGUGGGUGAAUACUCCGUUCAGGUGGGCGAUCAGACGUCAAAGGCAAAUUUGACAGUAGAGGAGCCCCUCGUAGACUUUGUCAUCCGCCUGCCAGAUAUUACGCUGGCCACCAAGACAACAGAUGCCGAGUUCACGGUGCAGCUGUCGCAGCCCGAUGUCGAGGUCACCUGGUGCAAGAAGAGCAAACCAAUCAAGCCCAACCAGAAGCACGAGGUAUUCGUUGAGGGCACUGUCCGACGACUUGUCAUCCAUGAUGCCAGCGACGAAGAUGGCGGAGAGAUCAGCUGCGUUGCAGAGAACGUCACAAGCAGCACGAAGCUGUGCGUCGAGGAGCUCAAACUGCCACCCGUCAUUACCUCUGACAAGGAUCAGACCAUCAAGGUUAAGGAGAACGACGACGUGACCUUCUCUGUGAAGUACACAGGCGUGCCAACGCCUGAGGCCUGCUGGACCACGCGCAAGGUUGUCAUACCCAAUUCAAAAAGGACAAUCCCGACCAUCGAUGAGCAGUCAGCCACGCUAACCAUUAAAAAGAUUGUUGACGAUGACGAGGGCGAAUACACCGUCAAGCUUGUCAACCCGGUGGGCGAGGCAGAGGCCAGCCUCCAUUUGGUCAUUAUGCGCAAGCCAACUGCGCCUGGUACACCUCAACCCCUCGAGAUAAUGCAUGACUCUAUUACGCUCUACUGGAAGGCGCCAGAGGAUGAUGGCAAGUCGGAGAUUAUUGAGUACAUUUUAGAGUAUCACGAUGUUAAGGAAGAAAAAUGGACUGAAAUUAGAAAGAUCAAGGACACCACCUACACCAUAAGCAAGCUAAAGAUCGACACGGAAUACGUGUUCCGUUCGAUUGCUGUGAACGAAGUGGGGCCAUCGCCACCAUCGCCGCUUUCGCCGCCUAUCCGACUGGUGCCCAAGGUUGAGACCAAGGCGCCCAGCGUGCAAGAACCACUACAGGAUGUGGUUAGCGAACUGGAAAAGGAGGUGACACUGUCCUGUGUGUUCGGCGGCAUUCCAGAGCCAAAGGUGACGUGGAAGAAGAACGGUCAGGUGUUUGAAUCGAGCAGCAUACGCUACGAAAAUCGCGUGGCCAAGUACACCAUUGAAAAGACAACCAUUGAGACUGAAGCCACAUACACGUGCGUGGCGACCAAUGAGAAGGGCUCCGCGGAGACCUCGUGUCGCCUGAAACUGCAGGAGAAACCGGUUCUCGAGGUGGAGGACAAGUACUUGACGCAGAAGCUGCGCACGGGCAGCACUCUCACCAUUCCAGCGACGGUCCGCGGCUAUCCACAGCCCACUGUGACGUGGCACAAAGAGACGAUCGAGCAGAAGACCACCAAGUCGGUAACCAUUGAGACCACGGAGACUACUUCCACCUACACGGUUAAGAAGGUGACUCGCGAGCAAUCCGGCAAGUACAAGGUGACGGCCACCAAUGAGUCGGGCACUACGUACGUAGAGUGCACUGUUCAGGUGAUCGACAAACCCAGCAGACCCCAAUCUCUGGAGAUCAAGGACAUUAAAAAAGACUCCAUUGUCCUGGAGUGGACACCACCUGUCGAUGAUGGAGGUCUGGAGAUUGAGAAGUAUACGCUGGAGAAGUGCGACGUUCAAAAUAAUGUUUGGAUGAAGGUAUCCGACUUUAACAAAGACAUCAAAUCGUAUGCUGUUCAAAAACUUUCGAUGAACGCGCAAUACAUGUUCCGUGUGGUGGCCGCUAAUCCUAUUGGCGAGUCUGAGCCAACGGAAAGUGAUCCAGUGACUAUAACCAAAAAAUUCGAAAAACCAUCGCCUCCUCGUGGACCUACCACAGUGUCGGGUAUGAACGACACGUCCUUCAAUUUGGCUUGGGAGCCAUCGGAAACAGACGGCGGUUCAAAGAUCAUAGAGUACAUUGUGGAAAUAAGGGAAGAGACUGAAACCACCUAUCGAUCGGUGGGCGUAACCCUGGGCACAGUGACCAAUAUCCACGUACAGAAGGUGGUCAGAAACAAGGGGUACCUGUUCCGCAUAUAUGCGAGAAACGAGGUUGGCACCAGCGAGGCGUUUGAGACCACGGAGAAGAUUGUCAUGGGCCGCAAAAUUACGCCGCCAUCGCCCCCUCAGAACUUGAGGGCCCCAGAUGUCACGAGUCGAAGUGUCACAUUGGAUUGGGAGGUGCCAGCCCGCAACGGUGGAUCAGAGAUCACGGGCUAUUGCGUGGAAAAACGUUCCUCAACAUCUACAAACUGGACGAAGGUCAUUACACUGGAUGCUCACCAGCUGCACUACACGAUUGACAACCUGAAGGAGAAGUGCGAGUACUGGUUCCGUGUGUCAGCGGAGAAUGAGGUUGGAUUAGGUGCACCAGCCGUCACCGAGAGCAUAUCGCUCAAGACACAUGCUACCGUACCCUCACCACCCACCGGUCCACUGGAGGCGCGCGUUCUCGCCGCCAAUGCCCACAUAUUCGAAUGGGGUUUACCCGAGUCAGAUGGAGGUGCGCCUCUGCUCGGCUACCACAUUGCUAUACGGGACAUGAAGAAGACCAUGUGGAUCGAGGUGGGUCGUGUGCCAGCUGGCGUGCAGAAGUUCCAGAUCAGAGACCUGCAGGAGAAUCACGAGUACAUGAUUCGCAUAUUCGCUAAGAACGAGAUUGGUCUAAGUGAACCUCUGGAAUCGGAGGAGCCCUACAAGGCUAUGACUGCUGGUCAUGAGAUCUUGCCGGACGAGCCACGCACGGAGAUGAGUUCGUGCAACACCUCCUCGUGGCUGCGUGACCACCACAUGGAUGCGGAUAUCCAUUCGUAUGCCCGCGGCAGGCUGCUUCAACGCGAUGAGUACUUCUUCCGGCUGUGGGCGGACUUGCCCAAGAGCAAAAAGAAGAAGAGCUCCAAAUAGUCGAUGAACGACAACGAAAAAAGAAACACUUUAGACGUAGGUUAAGCGUAUUUCAAUUGUAUUUUAUAUAACAACAACGCAAUGGGGAGAACCCCCUUGAUUUUCUAGCUUUUUGUACUUUAGUAGAGAUGACGAAAUGUGAGGAUGGUGUAAUGUAAUGUGGCAUCCCAUUGAUAGCGAUGCCCACGACCCCCGAUCAAAGAGUGCGAGCGAAGAAUAAACUUAAUGCUCGGGUGCGUGGGCGUGGCUCAAUGUUUUUGGAUGGCCAUUACGCCAUUCAAUUAACGGACAUAAUUUUAGAUUUUUCAUUUGCAUAGCGUUCAUUUUUGGUUAUAUAUUGUUUUACUUGUGCCUUAUUUUUGUAAGCUGUGAUAAAUCUAUCAAAAUCGAAAGCGUCAAACGAAGCAACAAAACAUUAAACUGAAUAAAAAUGCCACCAAGCGCCAAUCCAUCGGCAUCGGGCAACGGGAGCCAACGAGCCACAACCCUCCAAACACCCAAUGGCAUCUCCAUCCCAGCCAGUGUAACUCAAUAUCCUCUCGGGAGACAAAACAACAAAUGGUGCAAUUCGAUAUGAGUUAUUCCUGGGAAGUGUGUUGCGAGUCGCUGGCUGCCGUUGCCUUUGUCCUGGACUCGCCUUGGUUUAAAUUUAUGGCAUAGGAAUAUGAGAGGGAAUAUACUCGUGUGUCCUUAAAGUUACCAGAGCUAAAUAAAUAAAUUGUAUAAAAUAUAA